GUAUCCUUGGCGUUUUGGACAGUAAAUGAGCUGCCACAGACUUGCUACAUCCGUUCCGUUGUUGAAUCUCUUUUUGACAAAACAUUGAAUUACAAAACUGUGUUUAAGCAAAAUACACUGUUUUAUAGCUAUUCAUACAGUGUUAAUAUGCAAAUGUCUCUGCUUUAAUGUUGCUUGGUUUACAUAAUCACAUGCACUGACAUAUAUUGUUUUGAUAUAUCUAUUUUUUAACUCUGCAAAUCACUGCAUCUCAGUACUGUCUGCAUCCCAUUGAUGCCUGUCCGUGCUUGUUUUUAACAGGUUUGCAUAGUUGCAAAGUAAGCAAGCCCAGGGCACCAUGGUUUUUUUUCUGUGGCCCCGGGCACUUUCUCCUGUGCAAAUAACUCCUCAGUGGGAUAGAAAAUUCCUCCUGAUUCCAUGGCUCGAUUUUUGGAGCCCUAAACACGUUGCAUUCUUCCCAAGCACUGGAAAAGAGAGCUGGAACCUCCCCCUUGCUCUCUCUCCCUCUACAUACACCCAUCACCGUGAGACCAGGGACGCCCCUCUUCCUUUGCCCCCGUAGACUCCAUCAGAUACCACUUGGCCUCCUCUUGGCUUCGCCCACCCAGUUAUGCGUAUUAGGAGAUCGAACUCGGGACCAAGUGCCGCUCUGCCCCGUGCCAUGAUGCCCAUCAGCCGCUGGCCGGUGCUGGCCCUGCAGGCCGCCUUUCUAGUCAGCUUCGUGGCUUGCAAUGACGCCCCUCCCGUGCCCUCGGACCAGCUGCAGAUCGACAAGCGAUCGGUGCCCGACAGCUGCCCCAGAGCUGUUAAGGAGGGAGACUUCGUGCGGUACCACUAUCAUGGCACAUUCCCCGAUGGCAGCAAAUUCGACUCCAGGUAAAUUGGCACACAUGCUUAAUACCCAUAGAUAUAAUUAUACUAUUAUUUAGUAGCAAUUGACUUUUUGAAUGGCUACCCCAUAGGGGAACAUUAUUUGAGAUACAGCUGUGAUUUUACAUCGACAGCAAUACAACUGCUUCUCCAAGUAGAGCAGCUCACCAUGGAAACCAUGGAAUAUACCUGCUGAUUGCUACACAUUUAUAGCACAUUGCCAGAAUAUAACUUUAUACAAAGAGUCUCUGUGUUGAUUUUGUUUCCAUCUCCCACCUCCCCGCCCCCCGUCUUGUCCCCCAUUAUCUAGCUUUAUACAAGUAACAUAUUUCAAAAUGAUACUGUGCAGAGUUUCUAAAUGUGCCAUGUUUCACAAAAUGUCACGCUGACCAAUAAAACGAACUUGCAAAGAAACUAUUUUUAUGAGAUCAAAUUGUCUUCAUUCAGACAAUUGGACGGUGCUGAAGGUUUAUAAAGCUGUUUAUAGUUUUCAUUAAAAAAAAGUCCUGGUCACAGUAGACAGUCAUAGUUUAGUUGAUGGUCACUGUUGACUUAUGAGGAGAAAACUGUCAAACACUUCAGCUUUUUAAGUGCACAUACUUCAUUUUGUCUUAGGAAUCUAAAAUAAUGAUUUACAGAUCUGCUUUCCAAAUCUUUCUUUAAAUUAAAUAACUUCCCUAUAAAACAAUAAUGUACAUUUUGAAAAAAAACUGAAAAAUAUAUUCAUUAAAUUUACAAAGCAUGCAUAUACAUUUUUUAUUCUCAUAUAGUAUUUAUUUUACAGCAGUCUCUGGGCUGCCAUUGGUUUAUCCUGUUUUGUUGGUUUUUUUGGUUGCUGAUGAAUGAAUCGGAUUCCAGAUGUAUUCUGUGUGAAAGCAUUACACAUACUAUCAGAAUACAGAUUUGACUUAAAAUGAACCAGUCAGUUUUUUCCCUCGCUUAUCCUAACUUUCUGUUAAAUAUAGAGUUUCUGAAGUUAAAGGCAUAAUCUGCUAAUCAUAUAACCAAAUAAUUGCAUUUCCAUGCUGAUUUUGAAUUAGCAUAGUUUUUCACUUAACCCAGAUAUUGGGAUUAACAGUUAAAAAUGCUACUGUAGUGGGUGCAGGGGUAAUAGAGUCUGUAGUGGGUGCAGGGGGGUAUUAGGGGCUGACUGUAGUGGGUGUAGGAGAGGGAUAAGCGGUGUAGUGAGUUCAAGGAGGCAUAAGGGUUGUAAAGUGUAUAAGGGACAUAGGGACUGUAGUGGGUGUAGGAGGUAGUUGUUGUGGUGGGUGCAGGGGGAUAGUGGCUGUAAUGGGCACCAUAGAUGGUGCAUAUGGUAAUAGGGACUGUAGAGGAUGCAUAGGGUUAUAGGGUCUGUAGUUGGUGCAUAGGGUAAUAGGGGCUAUAGAGCAAGGCUGCUAUAUAGGUAGAUCCCCAGAUAUAGAACUGCAACUCACAUAAUGCUUUUAAUGCCUGUAGAGUGACCAAGCAUCAUGGGAGUUUCAGUUCUACAACAUCUGGGUACCUACGUAUUGGGCAGUACUGCUGUAGAGGGUGCAUAGGGUAAUAAGGGCUGUAGUGGGUGCAUAGGCUAAUAGGGGCUGUAUUGGGUAAAGGGGGAUUGGGGAGAGCAGGCUGUGGUUGAGCAUAGUGGAUGGAGCUAUCAUUGUGGGUAGUAGCUGUGAUUGGGCAGUUGUGAGGGGAUAUUGGAGGAUAUAUAUAUAUAUAUUAUUUUUUAAUCUAAUAAUAUAAAAUACACAAAAAAGCAUAGAUCCCCCCCUCCCUGAGCCUUACCUUUGCUAAGGGAGGAAUGGGAAUCCUUAUUCUUGGCGGUCCAGUAGGGAAUGUGCUUUUCUGCACCCACCUAUUCUGUCUGAUCUCCGCCUACUCUGUGACACAGGCUGCCAGUGCCUGCCCCUCUUUGCUCCCUCCCUAUUCCAUCCAUUCAUCUGUUGAAUUCUGCUGUUCGCACUGGAUGUAGAGUAGGGUCCUAAGCCGACCGUUAACUGCUUACAAUAUUGUAUCAUAACUCUAUGUGGAGGAGCUUAUAGGACCCUACUAUACAUCCCAUUCUAACAGCAGAAUUCAAAACAGAAAUGAUUGGAGAAGGGAGGGAGCAGAGAGGGCCAGGCACUGGAAGCCUAUAUCACAAAAAAAUGCAGAGAUACGGAAAUUGCGGAGUGCUGGGGAAACAGAAUCUUAUAGAACACUGAUGAGGGAGAUAUUUUAUCUCUCUACCAGCCUUGAAGACCAGCAGAGGGGAGCAGAUAGGGAGGGCAAGGCACAAUCCAGGGGGUAAAUUGCCCCACCCCCCUUAACCCUUCUAGAGACACCUCUGCUCAUACUGUCCUUAAUAUGGGACUGCAGGGUGUAGGCCAAGACUUGACAAGCUAAGGACUCCGUGUAUAUUCAAAAAUAGGACCUGGCACCCAAACUAUUCCUUCAUGUCAGUCAGGAUAUAUCAAAAGAUUUCCCCAGGCACAAACAAUUGCUUGCGUAUUUAUUCUUCAUUUACUCCCCCCAGUGGCAUCACUACCACGGUCGCGGUUGCGAGCGGGCCUGUCACUUAUGUGCCAACAUAAUUUCAGGGCUGAUGCAUGACCGCUCCAUCCUGGGGUGCACGGUGGCUGGGUGACCAGCAGGAAGGUCCUGCCAGGCACUGCAUGCAGCCAGGACCGGCCUUCGGCCUUAGGCCUUUAAGCGCCCUGUGCGAAACAUCUUUGCAUCGUCGUCCCCCCCUAGCCUGUCAUCCAUGUAUAGUAUGUGUAUAGUAGUGUAGUGAUUGUAUAGGGGUUUUAUUAAAUUAAUAAUGAUUUAAAAAUAAAUAUUAAUUACACACAUACACACACAGAGUUACAGGCAGACAGUCACACACACACACACAGUUACAGGCAGACAGUUACACACACACACAGGUACAGAUGGACAGUCACAUACAUACAGCCACAUAUACAGUGUCACACAUACAUCGUUACAUGCAGACAGUCACACACACACACAGGCAGACAGACACAGACAGCCACACACACACACAGGCAGACAGCCACACACACACACACACACACACAGGCAGACAGCCACACAGACGCCUACAGGCAGACGGUCAUACACACACACAGCGGCAGACAGUCACUCUCACACACACAGGCAAACAGUCACACACAGGCAGACACACACACAGGCAGGCAGACACACAGACACAUACACACAGGCAGGCAGACACACACACACACAGACAAACACACAGGCAGACAGUCACACACACACACACACACACACAGGCAGGCAGUCACACACACACAAACAUAGAGGCAGACAGUCACACACACACACACAGACACAGGCAGACAGUCACAUACACACAUACACACACAGGCAGACAGACACACACAUACACAGGUAGACAGUCACACACACACACAGGCAGACAGUCACACAUGCGCACACACACACACACACACUCAGACAAUCACAUAUAGUAACCUCUAUUCAUUAUGGAGGUGGAAGUAGUGCAGAUCCUUGAUUCUGGUUGUUGGGGAAGCAGGGACUCUUUCCUGCUUCCCAUGCAGCAAUUACCCGGUACUUCUAGCCCAGCCCCUGCCGCACACUAAGCCCCUCCCCUGCUGCAUGCUAAGCCCCCCUCCCCCUUUCCCCAAUAUUGGUUUUGUUUUUUUUAUCCCGGGUGGAGAAUAAUGAAAUGAAACUGGUUUUGUUUUUUUUAUCCCUGGUGGAGAAUAGUGAAAUCCUCCACCCGAGUAGUCGGCAAUGUGUGAGCUGUGUCGGUCGCAGAGCGCCCCCUGCUCCAUGGCGCCCUGUGCAGCUCGCACACCCCUAAGGCUGGCCCAGCAUGUAGCGUGGAUGACCAGACCACAGUAUGACAGGAAGUACUCACUGAGAGCAGCAAACUCUUGUUGUCAGACCAGGUACCGCUUUGCCAGGUAUAGUAGGGGAGGAAUUGCUAAGACAUAUUGGGGAUGGGAUAAUAAGACACAAACUCUUGUUGUCAGACCAGGUACCGCUUUGCCAGGUACAGUAGUGGAGGAAUUGCUAAGACAUAUUGGGGAUGGGAUAAUAAGGCACAUGGGGGGGAUGGGAGAAUAAGAAACAUGGGAGGAGAGAAUGAGACACAUGGAAGGGUUGGGGGGAGGGGGAGGAGAAUGAGACCCAUGAUGGAUGGGCUGAUGGGAGGAGAAUGAGACACAUGAAGGGGCUGAGGGGGAGAAUGAAAUACAUGGAGGGGCUGGGUGGAUGGGGGAAUAAGGGAAUAAGAAACAACGAGGGACAGGGUAUGCAGGGGAAUAAGACACAUGAAGGGGAUAUUACGACACAUAGAGGGGCUAUGGGAAUCAGACACAUGGCAGGACUGGAGGGGUGGGGGAAGAAGACACAUAAAGAGGGUGGGGGGAAAUUAGACACAUGGAGGGUCUAGGGCAGUGAAUGAGACAUAUGGAGCGACUGGGGGGAGAAUGUUUAUGCAUGUGAGUUUUUAGCUAUUUUUGUCUGUAUGAGUGGCUGAUGUGGUAUAAUUAUGAGUGUGGUUGAUAAUAUUUGUAUUAAAGAGAGCGUGACACAAUUUUUUUGAAGUAUACAUAUUGACAGGAUUAGAAUUGAAUGAUAAUGUUUACACUUUCAAAAAAGAGACUGCUUUGUCUUAUAGACCAAGCUGAGGAUAAGAAAAGUUGGAGGAUCCCUUGGUCUCAUGGGAUAUUUCAUAGACCUCUGUUUUGUAACUUCACUCGUAGUACUACAAUGAUGAGGGAACCUUGUGAAUCAAGCACCGGGAGCACCGGUCAGGUCUCCUCUGUAAGAUACGAUGCCCAAAAGGCAGAGAAUAGCUGAGAAUAUCUCUCAGAACAGGAUUUUAAAGACUCAUUAUAAUUUCAUAUGUGGGUAAUAUGUACUCUGGAAUAUGCUAAGUUAAUAUAAGUUAACAUAGUCAUCUAGUUUGAAAAAAAGCCUUCUACUUUCACACAUACAUUUCUAUGGUUGAUCCAAAAGAAAAAAAUUAAAAUAUUUGAAGCGAUUUCCAAUUGUGCCACAAACAGCAUGUGUACUAUAAGGGUAAACGUAGUCAAAGAGACAAAUUACCAAGAUCCAGUAACAGCACAAUAUAAAAACUAGUAGCCAAACAAUAAAUACCACCACUGGACUCUGGAGGAUUGGAAAUGUGUUAUCUGGAGUGAUCAAUUGUACAUUACUAUCUGGCAUUCUGAUGAAGGAAUUUGGGCGUGACAAAGCCAGGAGAAUAUUAACUUUUGGAAUGCAUAGUGAUUGUUGUAAAGUUUGGUAGAGUAGGAUUGUUUGGGCUGUUUUUAGGGUUUGGGCUAGGCCCCUCAGUUCCAGGUAAUGCUAAAGGAUGCAAAGGCAUUUUAGACAUUUAGAUGAUUCCAGCUUUGUUGUAUCAGUCCUGUUCCAGCACAAGUUUAAUAUGGAGGAAUUUGAAGGGACUGCACAACGCUCUGACACCUUUCUGAUGCCUUGAACUCCUUCACAAAAGCACUUUAGGCUGAGUGGACACACAUUCUCACAGACACAAUCUUGUGGAAUUCCUCCCAGAAGAGUAGCUGCUUACUUAUGGCCAUAUAGUGAAUGCAAUAGUGAUUCUCAGAUGUUUAAAUUUCCAUAAAAUAAAUAGUUUAUUAACAGAGACUUUAAGAUUGACAGAGACAUGGAGGUAUCAAAACUGUAUCUGAUUCAUUAGAAGAUAAACAAAUACACCUGAUUGUUAUCUUUUGUAGAGUCAGAUUAUUUCCCUUUCCUCUGUUUCUUUGAAUGUUGUCAUAGAAGUCCUGAUAUGUGUGCAGAGGGAUGUAGCACCCUUCCAAGAGUUUUUAUUUUUUUUUAAAGAAGCAGAAGGUGGAAAACUAAUUCACACUAUGCACUCAAGAAUUUCCCUUUCAGGUUCCAUAAUGUUUAGAUUUGUUGAUACAAAGUUUAGCUACAUACUGGUACUCAUAAACCUUCUCUAUUAUUUAUGUAUCAUUGUGUAUGGAGGCAUCAUUUUCCUGAAAUACAGGAGCAUGACAGGGAAGUCUUGGUCUUAUAAAAUGGCUUUGCCUGUAUUCAGCCAUGUAGAGAAAUGUUCAAGUCCUCAAAAUGGUUGGUUAUGCCAUCACAUACCUCUCACCAUAUUUAACAGAAGACAACAGACAUUGAGUGUUCAAUACGUCCUUUGACUUUUAUAGUUCAUAUUCCAUUGCCCAAAGGUCACUUACACCAGGAAUUAAAGUGCAUUUAAAAUGGAAGUCAUACCUAGAAUUACAAUUUUGUGAAGCUCACAAUAUAUGUAUGUGUGUGUGUGUGUGUGUGUGUAUAUAUAUAUAUAUAUAUAUAUAUAUAUAUAUAUAUAUAUAUAUAUAUAUAUAUAUAUAUAUAUUAUUUUUGUGUGCAUGAAUUAAUGUAACUGACAUUCUUGCUAUGCCCCAACAGCUAUAGCAAGUUUUUAUAUAAACAAAGCGAAACAAUUUGUGGCACCUACAAUAACUGCACAUUUUGUAUAAGCUUAGAAAAGUGAACAGGUUUAGUAAACAAGAUUAGUAAGGACCGGCUGCAUAAACAGGGCUAGUACACGUGUCUUAUCAAGAUACAACGUUUUAGCUACCGUGUGAAAUAGGAUUGUAAGGCACAAGAGACUUCACUAAACAAUGGGGGUAUUAAGAGUCAUACUAAAAACCUGCACUCUUGAUGGUAGGUAACAAGAUUUCCAAAAGAAGGUACAGUGAGAUUGUGUCCCUGGGAUGCUAGAUCAUGGGGCUGGCGAAGUAGUACCUCCACGGAGCCUCAGGAUAAAACAGUGAAAGACUUAUAACAUAAACUGCGUAUAACAAAUAAAAGUGCUCUUAGGUAGGCAGCUAGCAGUAAAACGAAAAGUCUCGCCAAAUCAGAGAAGUAGGGAGAAUAAAGGGCGAUAGCUUCACCUCUCAGCUCAGUCCCAGAGACUCAUUCAGCCUAUGUACUCCAAGUGCCGAACACAGCCAUGUAAGAAGGAUUCGAGCUGUAUGCCUUGUAGCAAAGAUAGAUGCUGGUGGGCUAUAUCUACGGCACAGCUUGGGGAUACCCACAUGAUCUCCAAUCUGAGAUGUCUGCUUGGAUACAGGUGUCUGCACUGCGUGCUUCUGCGCUGUCUUGCGCUUUUGGGGAGCGUGGUGGGUGUUGCGUCGCCAAGAUGGAACAUUUGCUGCUGGUACAGCUGAGGACUUUGUAGUAGUUGAUAUGCCGUUGCCUCAUACUCCCACAAGGUCGGGGCAACCUCCCAAGGGUGGUCCGGAAUCACCCCCACAGUCCAAGGGAGGGGGUCACAGGUCUCCAGUUUAGUACUGGUUGUCAUCGAUCAGCCCAGGCCCAGGAUAUCAGCCACCUGCCCCGUCCGGUGUGCAGAAGGCCGCUUGAUUUGAGGUUCUCUCUGUAAGCCCUGCAGUGGGUCUCGGUUGAGUCAGGAAUUGUGGAUGUCACUUAAAUCAUCCCCACUGAGGCUGAAUGAAGGUGAGAACCGCAGUUUAAGCUUGUAGAGGAGAGGAGCUCUAGCAAAGCACGUCUCUCCUCCAUGACAGUCAGGCCCAGAUCCCUCCUUUUUUUUUUUUUUUAUCCCCUGUUUUCAAAUUAAAUUACUGUAUGAAAUCUUAAAAUAAUAAUUCUACUUGAUACUUAUUCAUAUGCAUACAUAUGUUCUUCUUUGUCACAUAAAAAUGUAAUGCAGGGGCGGAGCUAGCCGCGACCGCGAAUGGCCGCUUGAAAACGGAGCUCCGAGCGCCGCGACGGGCAAUCCGCAGCCAUCAGGCUUAAUUAACAAAAUGGGACACCCCAAAAGAAUGUCCACAGCCUCCCAACAAGCCGGCAAACUGCAAAGGCCGAAAACCGGAGCGCUCACCAAAUAUUUCAAAGAUCACGGCGACAAGCAGCCCGACCAUGCAGGCCCCAAUAUGGCGCCGGAUGAAUUCUCCCAAUCACCCCCAUCCAGCCCUGCAGCAUCUGACACACUGUCACAGGAUCUGGACAGGGAAAAAGACAAAGACCUGAGGGAGAUUCUGAGAAACCUCCCAUCUAAGCAAGACCUUGCAAACAUGCUGCAAAAACUGGAGGUGACUUUCCAGAAAAAAAUGGCCGACAUCACAGCAGAAGUAACACAGGUCAGUGAAAGGGUCAGCUUACUAGAAAGUGACCAAGACUACACAGCCACACAAAUGCAAAAUCUCCAAAGUACACUAACAGCACAAAAUGCCCAAAUAGCAUCCAUGAAUAGAAUGAUAGAUGACUUAGAUAACAGAGGGCGCAGAAACAAUUUAAGAAUAAAAGGCAUCCCAGAAAAAGAGGGGGAAGAUUUAAAGGUAACCCUCCAAGAGCUAUUCAAUCUUAUACUGCAAAGAGAUGUAUCAACCCCUAUAGCACUGGACAGAGCCCACAGGGCACUCAGGCCCAGAAACCCCAUGGCAGAGGCACCCAGAGACAUAGUGUGCAGACUGCAUUACUACUCUAUUAAAGAAGACAUACUCAGAAAUCUCCGCCAGACACACAACCGCUGCUAUUCCAUGAGAUACCUGUGCAAAUCUUCCCAGAUCUCUCCUGGAUGACGCUGCAGGCGAGGAGGACAAUGAAACCCCUCACAGACCUACUGCGCUCUAGGAACAUAAGAUACCGCUGGGGAUUCCCUCUGGCCCUUACUGCCACGCACAAUGGUACAACAGCAACUCUAUCCUCAGCAGAGGACGUGCGGGUCUUCACCUCGGCCCUAGACCUACCGGACAUAUACAUACCAGACUGGUAUGGGCCGCUACAACCCCCAAAUCGCUCGCAGAUGACCCACAAGCAAAGAGGGCAGACGCCAUCCAAACGCAGAAGCAACGACCAAACGCACCACCAAGGAGGUCCCAGACCGAGAGCAGGCCCCCCGGCUCUUCGAUGGGACCCAAGGCACAUGACGACGACCACCAACUAAGAAAUCACUGCCCCAAUCGACAAGGACCCAACUAAGGUCCAGAGAUCUAUAACGACCACUAAUAAUCCAGAAAUCCACCCACAGAGACUGCAUCUCAAGGCCCCACCCUAGGGACACGAUACCUGAGCAUCACAAGAAAACAUACAAAUCAGGACAUCUCCCACGACAACCUAGACUUGCUUCGGUCCGCGAGCUCUAUGAAAAGGAGACUCUCCACUCUACCGACACUCCUAGAUGACACUGGUUCUGGACUGAAAGACCACAUACUGUCAGCAGGGAAGAGGACACACAGAUACAUGAAGCAAUGGCACUCCGGAGGGGUAUGAGAGGAAAAAAAAAUAAAAAAUAAAUAAAUAAAUAAAUAUGUAUGUUUUACCGUAAAUGAAUGUAUACGUACAGGCUCUGCUGACAAGCAUAAGGCCUCCCCUCACCCCCUAAAUCACCCCAGCCCCCCCUCCCCCUUUAACCUAAUAAUCUACCACUCUCAUAAAGACACUGAGUGGCAUCUCGGGUAACGGUAUACCACUCCCAAUCCCCUGUCCCCUUCCCCACUCCCUCACUACUAACCCCUCUUCCCCUUGGCAACAACCUCAAGGAAUGCCCCUGAGGUCAAUUGAGAUCUGAUUGAUUGUCUUACCGGGAAAUGUAUACCAUGAUAUGUCAAUUAAUGGAUGGUUUUCUAUUUUAUGUUCUUUGGGAGAGCUGCAAUUGUUAUGGGAAUAAUAUUUGUCUCACUUUACACUUCUUAUGCACACCCGAGCAAGCAAUUGAGAUGCAAGCCUCCUCCAACUACGAGGCAGAGCCCAUGCCCAAGGGGACACAUAAAGCCUACCCCUAGACUAUUAGGCAACCCACUAGAGGCAAGCAGCCUCCAGCCCCCCCCCUCUUUUCUGGAUCAUUUCCUCUAAAAUCGACCUGCUCCACAAACACACAAUCUUACCUGUCCCACUAAUUUGAUCCCCUUGCCUGAUCCACUACUCACUACUGACAACUAUCCAUAGGAUUGCCCGUCUCUGGCGAGACAUUUAAUAACAACACCCCAACCUACCACCUCCCACGAAAAUAAAACCUCGAUAGCAGGUGGAAAGACUUGAGCGGCCAAAGCGGUGCACGUGCAACUCCCCAAAGGCCCUAAAGCCUCUCAAGGGGAAAGCCACCGACAGACGAGGCUGCCAACCCUUCCCGUCAACACUAAACAUCUCAAUUUCUUGCUCCACCUGCCUACACACAAUUUUGUACAUAGUUCAUUUGUUAUCGGUUAUCUUCCCCUGGUACACAAUACGUGAACGACAGAUCACACAGUUCACACAAUUUCCAUCAUGGCAAACCUCAACAUAGUUACCCUCAACGUCAGGGGUCUUAACUCCCCAACAAAAAGAGCACUAACGCUACACGAACUCCACAAACUUAGAGCUGAUGUGGCAUUUCUUCAGGAGACCCACCUAAAAGCAGACUCCACCAUCACUAUUCGCAACAGACACUACCCCACAGGAUAUUUCAGCUCCUACACGGACGCAAAAUCCAGAGGAGUAGCCAUCCUCAUAGGGGCACAAACACCAUAUACCCACACGUACCAAUACACAGAUCCAAACGGUAGGCUGCUCAUAAUUAAAGGCAAAACUGGCAAUACAAUUGUAACUUUCGCAAAUAUCUACCUGCCAAAUACCAAACAACACAAGCACCUACGCAAAUACCUCAACAUAAUCGAAAAACAUGUCGAAGGCAUUCUUAUACUCGGAGGUGACCUAAACAUGUCCCUUGACUCGGAAUUAGACACUACUUCCAGCUCCACGACAUACAACGCCGCUACCAGAACCACGAUGUCCAGACUAUUAGACAAAUCUUAUUUAUUCGACUGCUGGAGAACCAUACACCCACAAAGACGAGACUACUCUUUUUACUCAACGGUCAAACACACAUACUCUCGUCUGGACAUGCUAUUUGUUCCUCACAGACAUAUACACUUAAUUCAAUCAUGUGAGUAUGGCUUGAUCACAUGGUCGGACCAUGCCCCUUGUCUCUAGUUUUUCAAAUCCCAACUCUGACACCCAACAACUUCCAAUGGAAACUAAAUGACACCAUGCUGAAUGACACAGCCACGGUCGAUACACUAACAACCACACUACAACACUACUUUGAGGAAAAUACAUCCCCGUCCAUAUCCCCAACAAUAACCUGGGAAGCUCAUAAAUCAGUAAUGAGAGGACACAUCAUAGCUAUAGCCUCCAAACUCAAGAAAAAGAAAGAUGCCCAAAUCACUGAUCUCCUGCGAGAUAUCCGCCUAAUUGAACAGACACACAAACACAACCUCUCCCUAGACCUCUAUAAACAACUAGUUGACAAACGCACAACCCUACAAACCCUGUUAAAUUCCAAAAUCAAACGAUCACUCACUCACACCAAAUAUUCAUUUUACACUCAAGGAGGAAAAUGCGGGCGAAUGCUAGCCAAAGCCCUUCAGCAAAACACGCAACGCACAUACAUAACCACGAUCAAAAGCAAAGACGGGACACGCACUCACCUACUCCCAGCCAUACUUAAAGAAUUCCACGCCUUCUACACAAACCUGUAUAACCUCAGACAGACGCCACCACGACCAGAGGAAAUAACCCAUUUCCUCUCUAACAGAAUCACGCAAACGAUCCCCACAAACGUAAGACAAUCCAUUGAAAGACCCCUAACAGACGAAGAAUUUAGACUGGUAGUUAAAAACCUCCCCAUAGGCAAAAGCCCAGGACCCGACGGCUUCACUACCAAGUACUUCAAAACAUUCACAAAUCUGCUCUGCAAACCCUUUGUCACUGCCUUCAAUUCACUGGCUUUAGGACACAAACUCCCAGUAGAAUCCUUAGAAGCCCACAUCACAUUGAUCCCCAAACCCGGAAAGGACCUAGAGGAGUGUGGGAGCUACCGCCCAAUCUCUCUUAUAAAUUGUGAUUUGAAAAUCUUCACUAAGAUUCUUGCCAACCGGCUGAAACCACUCCUGAACGGACUGAUACACCCGGAUCAAUCAGGGUUUGUACCGAAUAGGGAGGCCAAACAUAACACUACGAAACUCCUAAGCCUGAUACACACAGCCAAAGGAAAAGGACCCCAGAGCCUCAUUUUAACUAUAGAUGCCGAGAAGGCAUUUGAUAGGGUAGACUGGUCCUUCCUCAUGGCCACAAUGAAAACUCUGGGCUUCGGCCAACAAUGGAUACAAUGGCUCGCAGCCAUAUAUUCAAAACCGGGAGCAAAAGUGCGUGUGAACGGCCAAUUGUCAGAUACCGUACAAAUAACCAAUGGUACUAGGCAAGGCUGUCCCCUCUCCCCACUACUCUUCAUCCUCACCAUGGAGCCAUUCCUACAAGGAAUAAGAGACAACCCAAACAUAUCUGGCAUUAAAAUAGCAGAGCAGGAAUACAAGGUCUCCGCUUUUGCGGACGACCUACUGUUCACCCUAUCUAAUCCAAAAACAUCCCUACAACACCUUAUACAAGAGAUAGAGGCAUAUAAUGCAGUCUCCAAUUACAAAAUAAACAUGGGCAAGAGCGAGAUACUCCCGCUCAACAUACCGAACACCACACAAACAGCGUUCCGCGUCACCUAUCCAUUCCACUGGCCCACAGAGUCAAUUAGAUAUCUGGGAGUCCAACUCACAACCACACUGUCACGCCUAUACGCCCUUAACUACACAACCCUUCUAAACAAAGUAGAUACCGAACUCAAAUCGUGGAAUAAACCACAAUUCGGUUGGCUAUGCAGAAUCCACAUCUUAAAGAUGAUGAUUCUCCCCAAGUUUCUAUAUAUAAUGCAAACCUUGCCUAUUAAAAUACCAAGGCCUUUCUUCUCCCUCUCCAGGCGACUAUUCAACAACUUUAUAUGGUCAGGUAAACCCCCGAGGCUACAAUACGAAUGCCUCACAAAAAGCAAACAACGAGGAGGACUAGGCCUACCAGAUCUGGAAACGUACCACAAAGCCAUUAUCCUCACGAGGAUUUAUGAAUGGUCAUACCCUAAAAACACAGCCCAAUGGGUACAGAUUGAGGCCAGCUUUCUCGCGACACCGAUAUAUGCCAUACCCUGGCUCGCUAACAAGACCGACACGAAAACGCGCUCAGGGACCUCUCACCCCACAAUCACACACACAGUGAAACUUUGGUCGACCAUUAGGAGAGACAAACACCUAGCACCACAUCCAUCACCACUCUACCCACUAACGGGAAACCCCUCCUUCCCCCCAGGCAUGGACCACAGGGCGUUUAGAAACUUCCCCAAACAAGCUCAUACACUGACUUUGGGAGAUGUCCUAACGGACCAGGGGGUCACUCCCUUUGAACAACUACUACCCACUGAAUCGCAAACGGGAAUGACGCGACUGAGACACGAGCAACUCAAACACUUUCUAAGCACAAAUCCACCACUAUCACAAGGCCAUAGAACCCACACUCUAUACGAGACCCAAUGCGCACAACACAGCAUCCGGAGGGGCCACAUAUCCUCCUUCUAUAAACAAUUAUGCCGACGAAAGGACGAACUCCUACCUACCUAUACAUCCAAGUGGGAAACAGAGCUGGGGAUACAAAUGCAAACCAAAGAGUGGUAUAAAAUAUUCGCCAAUGUCUUCCGCACAUCCAAAAGCAACAGCACACAUGAGAGCAAUUACAAACGAAUAGCCAGAUGGCACUACACACCAUCCCGCAUCCACAGAUUCUUCCCAAACGCACCAAACACAUGCUGGAGGUGCAAGAAAGCGGAGGGAACCACAAGCCACAUCUGGUGGCAAUGCCCAAUAAUAAGUAAAUUCUGGGCCCAGAUAACAAACGUUAUUCGCACCAUCACGGGACACAAACUACCCCAAGACCCUAAAGUCUUGUUGUUUUUAAUGUACCCCAGCCCCCUACCCAAACACUCACGCACACUGAUCAACCACCUGUUAACGGCAGCAAACGCCAUCAUCCCAACCAAAUGGAAGCAAACUGCACCCCCUACGAUCAGAGCCUGGAUAGAAAGGGUAGACGCUAUCAGAGAAAUGGAGGAGCUAGCGUACUCCAUUUCACUCAAAUACCACGACUACACGGCCACUUGGGAACCAUGGUUAACUUUCAUACGUAACACACCUCCACAAAGGCUAUAGACCCACAUACCCAAACAGACAAAUCUACCACAACGCAACAAUCCACACUGACGAGGUUCUACGCCACGAUGGUACAUACUAGCUAUACCAGGAAAGUUCAUCACCCACCCCAAUGUACUGUUAUGUUAUGUUAUAUUAUGUUUUGAUUUCUACCUGUAUGUUAAUAACACACCACCCAUGCAAAGUGAACAACGUCUAAAAUCAAACCGCACUCGAGUACUUUGUCCAAGGGUACCGCACACAAACGAAUGCUAAAACGUAAUGCUAAAACGUAAUGUGCUCGAACAGUUACCACAACCGUUCUGGACUCUCAAGCAUGGUAACAAUGUAUAACAUACAAAAGUUCGUUGAUACCAGAUUGUAUAUUGCAAAACAGAUGUUGUAAUCUUGCAUUAUUACUCAAUAAAAAUUUUAAAAAAAAAUGUAAUGCAAUUAGACUUUGCUGGCUUUUCUUAAAAAACAACACGAAAAAAAACAGAUUUAUUCACAUGGCUACGCAAAUACAAAGUCAGUUCUUACAAUAUCAUUGAUGUUAAAAUGAUCAACAGCUGAUGGUAUAUGCUGGACAUUCAGAGUGUAGAGACACUCUACCCUUGAUGUUCUGUGUCUCAGUGUCUGUGUCUCAUUGCGGCAGCCCUCUAUUGGUUAGAUGUCACCUGAUCUACCUGAAUACACUCAACAUUUAGUGGCUGUCCCCGAUCCAUGAAUCAUCUUUCAAGGCUUAGCUCAUUGGCUGAGAGUGAUAAGGUUUAUUAUAAAUCUGAUUUUAUUAAGGUCAUCAAAUAACACAAAACAGCUUUCCCUUGCAGGGAAUGAUGCAUAAACUUUGCAGACAAAUUGGGAAUAUCCAGUGGAGCAGGGCAGGAGUCUGGUACCAUUGGGUGACGGAGGAGGCAGAGCGCCGACACAGCACCGACAGAGCCUAGUGUUGGAAUUUUGUGAGCAUUAGGCUUUUUUUUUUAACCCUUGCAGUAUUGGGAAAUGGGACAGAGGGAACUAUGGGGUAAGGAAUACAGAUUUGUAUUCCUUACACUAUAGAAUCCCUUUAAGAUUGCGCCUGGCCCCAGGUAAGAAGUCAAAGCAUUCACAAACAGAUUGACUGCUUACCUGGUGCCAUUACAGUGUAGUGUAGUAGUUAAGCAGAGACAUGAAUGUUUUAUAUUAACCUAAGGGUAACUUUUAGCUUCUGAGGUGUUGGGUGUAGAGAGUCCAGUAGCUGGAUAGGGAUAGUCAACACAUAAAUAUUCUAAAAGCAUUCAUUUAGUCCAUGUUGCUUAGAAUGUAAUGGUGAGUGGUUAUGUAAAGUUAUCAGGAAAUACAUAAAUAUUAUUUUAUCAAGGUAAGCCAACACAUUACUAAUCACAUUUUCUAGUAAAAUCAUCUUAUCCUUGAUCCUACUUCUCAGUUUAUGCAGAGCCAGUGCAAGGAUUUUUUUGCUAUAUAGGCAAAGAUGCAAUUUGCCGCCACCUCCCCCACAAAAAAAUGCAUCUUCAUCCUUUUAAAUUAUUUGCCUCUUUUUUGCUUCUUAACUGCUUUACCCCAUUUAGUCUAUCUUAUCCUUCUUUUAUGUCUUACACCCCCUUAAGUGUAUCUUAUCCUCAUUUUCCCUCUUGUGUAUUUCUUAACCCCCUUUGUGGUUCUCUGACAUCCUCCAAGCCCCGGUGUAUCUCUUACUCCCCCAAACCUCUAUGUGUGUCUGUUACUCCUCCCAGCAUCAUCUUAGAGAGUGUCUGUCUCCCCCUCCAGCCCAUUUAUCUCUUUCUUCCAUUCCUCAACCCCUAUAAAUGUUUUUUUCCCUUCUUCAGUUCCUAUGUGUGUCUCUUUUUCCAAUUUUACAGCCCCUCUGUGUGUCUCUUCCAACUGCCAUUCUAUGUGUCUCUUUCUGCCAGCCUCUCUGUUUGUUUCUUUCCCCCAGCCCCUCUGUGUGUGUCUCUCCUCAGGCCCCUUUGUUUGUCUCUUUCUCCUACAACCCCUCUGUGUGUCUCUCUCACCCCUUUCCCAGCACCUUUUUGUGUCUUUUCCCCUUCUGCAUCCCCUCUGUGUGUCUCUUUUUCCAUUUCCCAAACCCUCUGUGUGUCUCUUCCCCUACCCUUCCUGUGUGCCUCUUUCUCUUCCCAGCCCCUCUCUGUGUAUCUUUUAUACCCUCAGCAAUUCUGUUUCUCUUUCAUCCCCCAGACCCUCUAUGUCUCUUUCUUCCAUCCCCUCUGUGUGUUUCUCUUUCUCCGCAAGGGCCGUGUGUCUCUAUCUCCCCCCAACCUCCCUGUGUGCCUCUUUCAUCCCCUCAGCAAUUCUGUGUGUGUUAUUUUCCCCCCAGGUCCCCUGUAUCUCUCUUAUGGUUGAGCCGGCCAUGGUAGUUUGCAGUUGUUUGUGUGUCAGAAGUUGGACUUGGUUUAUGUUUAAGCAAACUAAUUUUUUUUUUUUAUGUGUGGAAGACAGAUUAAUAAAUAUACCAAGGAUUACAGUUUUAUGAUCCUAUAGCUUUUUGAAUUUCCGCAACUUCCUCCUUAUUAGAAGGAAUCGGAAUUGUGAGAGAUACGUUGAUGUGGUUUGACCACUAUAUUGAGAAAGAAACCACCAACUGUAGCAUUGUUUGAAGAUUAAAAAUUUGUGAAUUUGCAUACCCCUUUUUCUUUACUUGUGUGUUUGUCUAUGUGUGGCAUGUGCUGUCAUUUGUCAUAAUGUUCUCCAUGACUUUUAACAAUUUUGCAGUUUGUAUCACAUUCCUGCAAUUUGGACAUUGUCUAUCUACCUCUUUUAGCUGUCAAUUGCCUAAAAUAUUUUAAAACUCAUCUAUCAAAAUGCCAGUUACCAGAUUCUAUUACAGCAGGCACUUGCUGCUAAUUGGUAAUCAAUGUAAUAAAGCACACAGCUUUGCAGCUGCUUUUGUAAACAUGAUUUAGUAAAAAACUAAAUUUUUUAACUGGGUAUUCAUCUGGUUCCAUUUUUUUUGCCUGAACCCUGUGUAUUUGUGUAACUGUUGUUUUCUCUAAAAAUAUCAUGUCGAGUGCUGAAUUUCUUCUUAAAGGUAUUCUUGACACUGUAAUAUUCCUAUAGUAUUCCUGACACUGUAAUGUUGGUGUUGCUGUUUAGGUUACCGGCCACCUUGCAUCACUGUGACAAAGUGAUUUUACUCACCUUUUCUCCCACACCACACCAAUCUCACCGUGGCUGAAUCUGCCUCUAUAGCUUAGAUCAUCAAACUUGAUGAUCUUAGCCAAUCCAAUUCUUUCCCAUAGGAAAACAUUUACAUCCUUAGAAAGAAUUGCUGUGGAUAAGGACAAAACUAUGUAGACAUAUGCUAUAUAAAAGGGCAUGUUUUAAAAAUGUAUUUUUUUUUAUACAGCUUGAGCUAUUAGAUACUAGAGAAGAGAUACAAACUCCAAUAAACAUGUUUGCAAUUUAUUCACCCCUAUAGGCAUUUCAGUAAUAAAACAAAUAUAUAAUAAAACAAAUUGUCUGUAAUAUAUGCAACCUAAAUAAAUAUAACUGUUUUGCAGCAGUGCUCUACUGAUCUCAAUUAGGGGCAAGGUGAAACAUGAUUCUUUGUCCACGUCUUCACUUUUGCUUUUGACUUUCACAUAGUGGUGCUGUUUUCAUUGUGAGAAGGGUGUUAGUGCUGGAAUUCCUAAAGUGAAAUACGAGUCAGUAACUGACAGACUGAGCUGGGCAUUCAUUCAGCUUAUUGCUUGUAAACAGGAGUACCCAAUGUACAGCUCCAUCUUGCAAGCGGCUACAGCCUCAAAGACAGGCCCAGCAAUAGCUGGAUUGUUCUUAUUUUUUACGUCAAUCAUGCAGCAAAGAACCAAUCAAUAGUUUCAUAUGUAUCUGUUAAACUGUACAUAAUGAAAGGAACACUUAAAGCAACAAAACCACUUCAUUUUAAUUUAGUAUUUUUAGUUCAAAGACAUAUUGUCUGGCAGACUGACAGCCACUAGAGGCACUUCCUUAUUAAUGACCUUUGAUUUUCACAGCAUUUUGACACUAAAACACCCAAUGCAUCUUAUAGAGAAGUAAUGGGUUCUGAAGAUUAGUGGAGCACAGCAAUUGCCCUAUGUCCUAAAUGCAUCUUGAUAAUAUGCAUUGAGUUGGGCAAAAGUCAGUAGAGAAAAAUGUCCCAUGAUGGAUUGCAGGUGAGUUCUCUUUAGCGAUUAUAAACAUUUUUUUCUUUUUUUAACAAGGGAGACACAAUAAUGGAAACGAAAACAAAGGGGUCUCUAUCAUUAAAAAAAUAAUAUAUUUAUUAGAAUGUUAUAGGUAAAUGUUCCUUUGAAGAUCAUGGUUAUUGUCUGAUAAAAGUGGUAAGUGUAAAAAUUGCUGCAGGUCUGCCUCUCUGAGCUUUCAGUCAGAAAGUCAGUUGGCGACCUGAUCUCAGCCCAAAACCAGCUAGAACUAGAAACUAGUGGCCAUGGAGGAUAAAAGAAAGUGGAAUUACCAUGCCAGAACUACCACAUUUUCUACAUAGGAUAUUCACAGCCUUACCCCCUCCCACCCCCCUCCCCCACCCCCCCGCCAUUAAGCAAGCAAAAAUAAUACAAUUGGAUGGCAUGUUUCGCAUACCAAAACUCCAGUUGAACCAAAAUGGACAAGAUAAAGCUGCCAUACAAAUAGAUGGAACUUACCUUUUUCUCUAACCUCUCACGCAGGACACUGCAGUAGAGGAAGUCAUUAAAACCCUAACAGCUAACCUCUCUACUCACGACCUGAUGAUAUUUUUUAUUUCUAAGCAAAAGCAAACAUUUUUACACAUUUGUAGAUGACAGAGCCACGUCAACGGACAAUUAGGUUGGGAUAAAUGCACCAAAAGUCACGACCAAUUAUUUACAAUAUCAGUUUAGAAUUCUACAUUUCAAUGUUACACUUGUGACUUGGCACCAUCUUCAUUUUUAUAUUACUCUUUGAGGUAUUACUCUUUGAGAUUAUUAUUGUAGAUUAUUAUAAGGGUGUUAUCUGGGUGACUUCACAAUAAUCUUUCUAUGCUAUAGUAUUAUCUCAUUGUUACCUUGUUUGAACUAUUUAAGAAACACCAUAGGCACUCAGACCACUUCAGUUCAUUGAAGUGUCUGGGUACAAUGUCCCUCUUGCACUUAGUGCUGCAAUGUAAAAUAUUGCAGUUUUAGAGAAACUGCAAUGUAUACAUUGAAGCACUAAGUCAGCCUCCAGUGGCUGCAUUAGGACAUCCAGUGUCAGCUAUUUCACCAUAGAAAAGCAUUCUAUCGGGAGGGCCUGCAUAUAAUGACAGGCUAGGAUCAAAUAGAAUGUUGUUAAUGUCAACAUUCACAUACUAUAUGAUAUUUGACUGGUGCAUGUGAGGACUGUUCUAGGCAAUUUUUUGCUUGUACUUCCAUGUUUUAUAUUUUUUGCAAAUAUAUAUAUAUAUAUAUAUAUAUACAUAUAUAUUGUAGCGGAUGGCACUGGGCUGUCCUGGAAAUUUCAUGUAUUUUAAUGUCUUCGGUUAAAUUGCAAUGUUAUAUGUGGAAAUGUAUGCAGUAUUUGUCUGAUUGAAAAUAAAAAUACAGAUGGUGAGAGCACUCAAAUAAAAUAAUUACAAUACAAUUACCCAACCUGGAUUACCAUCUGAAAGUAAACACAGAUAAAAGAAACACAUAGGGUAAUAACGUAAUAAUAAACAAUUUUAGACUCUAUUACUGGUCACACUCACAUAAAAAGAGCCACUUAGAAAGCUGGCUCAAACUUGCAUGCCUUGAAUCACAACUCUCACUGGGCUUUCACUGGGUCCUUUCUUGUAGUUAUGUUCCAUGCACCACCAGGAAACGCAGGUUCAAGGGGUAACAAUACACUUUAUUAUAGAAAGAAGGAAUAAAAAACUACACAUAAAAAAGGAAGUCCCUAGGUGCUCUGUGGACUUUUAUCACUAAGGGACUUCCUUUUUUAUGUGUAGUUUUUUAUUCCUUCUUUCUAUAAUAAAGUGUAUUGUUACCCCUUGAACCUGCGUUUCCUGGUGGUGCAUGGAACAUAACUACAAGAAAGGACCCAGUGAAAGCCCAGUGAGAGUUGUGAUUCAAGGCAUGCAAGUUUGAGCCAGCUUUUUAAGUGGCUCUUUUUAUGUGAGUGUGACCUAGGUGCUCUGUGGACUUUUAUCACUAAGGGACUUCCUUUUUUAUGUGUAGUUUUUUAUUCCUUCUUUCUAUAAUAAAGUGUAUUGUUACCCCUUGAACCUGCGUUUCCUGGUGGUGCAUGGAACAUAACUACAAGAAAGGACCCAGUGAAAGCCCAGUGAGAGUUGUGAUUCAAGGCAUGCAAGUUUGAGCCAGCUUUCUAAGUGGCUCUUUUUAUGUGAGUGUGACCAGUAAUAGAGUCUAAAAUUGUUUAUUAUUACGUUAUUACCCUAUGUGUUUCUUUUAUCUGUGUUUACUUUCAGAUGGUAAUCCAGGUUGGGUAAUUGUAUUGUAAUUAUUUUAUUUGAGUGCUCUCACCAUCUGUAUUUUUAUUUUCACUUGUGUCUAUUUAGUGGUUUCUGUGGCUCCACUAAGGUGAUUGUAGCACCAUUUCUUUUAGGAUUUUUUUCACCAGUGUAUUUUAUUGUCAAGUAUUUGUCUGAUUGUUCGGUAGAAUCAUUCUAGCAAUUAUGGGAAUGAAACUACCGAACAGUCAGACCUCCCCAGUGUGAAGUGUGCCUUCAAUUACCAGUUGCAACAAUGUUGCGAACCGGUCAUUUACAAUCUGUGCAGUGGGUCCUUUGUUCUCGGCGUGUCCGCCUUUCGGGAAACGAACACGUGGCGGCGGCCAUUUUAAAACUCCUGAGACCUCCACACUAGCCUUGUAUUUGCUUCCAAACUACCGAAUGACCCCUCGUUCGGUAGAAACAACCGAACGAGGGGAUUCAUGCGAACCCUCCCUGAUCUCUGUAACACUAGCAAUUCGUGCAGUUUGUUCUGUGACCGACCGCAGGGCCCCAUCUCAUGGAACCAAUUUCGGCUGUCCUGUCCAGCGCCGUCGGUCUUUUUAUUACCUCCACAGAUUUCCCGAACCCCUGGUCCGAUCUGGGUGAUUUUUGGAUAUGUUCCUCAUAUGUUCCAGAUCAGGGCUACCAGGGGAUGUGACAUUUAAAGGGGUACCCCCAGGUUUAGGGUUACAUCCAGAAACGGGGGGAAUUUGUGUACAGUAUAAGGGGAUUAUGAGUCAGGCUAAGGGGAGGAGAGGUGUGGGAGGUUACUCGAGUAUGAUUGGACACUGUAAUAAUUACUGUAAAUUCCUCCCUUGCAUGGGAGCAUGCUUUAUAAGGCCACUGUGUGAAUAAAAGUUUAGUUCUGCUCCUGAUGCUGUGUGUCGUCCAGUCAUUGGGAUUGCUGUUGGGGUAUUGCUAUAUUAUUUUUACCUGCUGGAAACCUUGCCUUAUGGAUUUAUAACUACUUGUUCCUGAGCCUCACUGGGAUCUUAAGCGGAGAUAACUUGUGGAAUACUAGAUCUCCGCUACAUAUAUAUAUAUAUAUAUAUAUAUAUAUAUGUAUAUAUACCUAUUCUAAGAAGAUUGGUGUGCAGUGGGUCUGAGUGUGCAGUCAUUAGGUAUCGUUUGAGGAUAAGUUUUUCUAUUGGAGUUUUACUAAGUCCAGCACCAAGGAUGUGUAUGUUAAAUUGUAUCCACAUGAUAUGCAUCUAAUAACUGGCAAAGAUAUUACAUGAGAUCAUACCUGCGGCAAUCUGUUCGUUUGAUUGUUUAGUUUGUAAAUACAACCUUGACUUACUUGAUGAAGUCUUCAACUGUUUGUUAACAUGACGUAUGUAAUUUACAAAAAAUCCCCGGAGGCUGUCCAAGCAUCCUCAAAGUUUUAGUUCUACAUCUGGGAUCUACAUUUCUGGUCAACCCAUGACUAUAUUACUCUGAAACACUGUUUGAGUUGCCUGUUUCUUGUAUCUAUCCUGGAAGACAUGCAACUUUCUUUAUAAUGGAAAUAAUACAGUCAGAAUAUAUUUUUGCUAACAAUAACUCUAUUUUCUGCAGUUAUGACCGAGGAACAUCUUACAAUGUGUUUGUUGGAAAAGGGAAGAUUAUUGCAGGAAUGGACAAAGCCCUGAUUGGAAUGUGUGUAAAUGAGAGGAGACUGAUAAAAAUUCCACCCAAUCUCGCUUAUGGGAGCGAAGGUGUAUGUAAGUCAUCUACCAUCAUGAUCUCAUUGUAAGACGGUUAAUGUUCAUUUUUCUUUUGGAAAGACUUAAAAAUAAGCUUAGCGCUAUUAACAGUUUGUUUGAUAGUGUAUUUAUAUAUUUGGAGCACUACUUUGGUUUAUACCUUCAUUAGUUUAUACCUAAACAGACACUCCACUGCCCAAAUACAUUUGAAAAAACACUAUGUAGUAGAUAUACCCCCAUAAAGAUGCAUUUAAUUAGUCAUUUUCUCUUUGGGGUAAAUUUGAAAACAGCUCACAAAAGCUGCAGAUCUCUUGUAUGCCGCCUUUGCAUACACACCCCUUCUUUCACAGCCCAGACUUUCUGUGGCGGUCCAAUCACAGACUUCCCAAUGCAGCUCAUUGAGAAUUCUUAGCAAGGCAGGUGGUCUCAGCAAUAGCUACCUCUUGAGUUUAGCUCCACCUGGAAGUAACAGGACAGGUUGUCCGAAUGUCAACCAAGGGAUGUAACUAGGUAAAUUUUUUUAAAGUGCCAGUUUCUAUUGAAAUCUGUGAUUUUGUAAAAUGAAAUAAUAUGAUACACUCUUCACACUUUAGCAAGCUAAAGUACACUAGGUAUUUAGAGUGCCCCUUUCAGCAUUUGUAUCAAUACAAUGAAUACAAUAAUAACUAAGAAAUAUUAAAAAAAAAGUGACUUCACAUUUUUAAUUUAAACACACUAGUAGUUCAAACAAGUAUAACUAGUGUGCACAGGUAAUAGACUGUCUGUACAGGGAUGACAAUGGGAACCUGUUAUUUACCUGUUGUUUUUUAAAAUAUUAUUUUAUUUAUACCUAAUUUAACAAAUAUAUAUUUGUGAGGUGUAAAAAUAAAAUUAACGUAGAAAUCCACAUCUCGUUAUACUGUAGCUGGUUGUCCCAUCUACUUCUCCUCUUCAUUUGCAAUAUUUGCCUGGAAUUGCCUUGUCUGAAUUAAAUUAUGACAUAAUUUUCUAAAUCUAUAAUAUAAAUGUAAAAGAGAAUUGAGCACCCUAUGAAAAAAAAGGUUAUUUUAUAUUAUUUUCAAUAUUUUGUUAAGAGGUGUAAAUUCCAGAAAAUGACAGUUCAAUGAGCCAUUGAAAAUUCUAGGUAUUCUUUUCUUAUUAAAGUGAAAUUGUCACAUGGUAGUUUUCUAAUGAAGAAUACUUGUCCAUAUAAAUUAUUUAAAUUUUUUGUAGUUUAAAAUUAUGCAAUUGAUUCACAUUUGCAUGUAUCUUCAUAGUUAGCAAUACAUUCUAUUAGCUCAGAGAAAAAAAGAAUAUAAAAUACAUAGUGCAAAAUACAUUUUGGCUAUUUCUUUUCUUGGCCAUAUUUACAAUUGCCUUGUCAAAAAUUUAUUUUGCACUAGGUAUAUAGAUGUGUUCUGUAAACAAGUAAAUCUGAAAUUAUUAUUAUAGACUACCUGAUCAGCUCCAUUUUCACUUAGCACUCAGACUCUGAAAUAAUAUGCUUCAGUGUUAUAUAUUAGAUGGUCUAUACCAGUAGGGCAACAUUUGGCACUACAGAUGUUGUGGACUACAUCUCUCCUGAUGCUUUGCCAGCAUUAUUUUUGUAAGAGUAGUAUGGGAGAUGUAUUGCACAACAUCCGGCGUGCCAAAGAUUGCCUAUCCAUGAUCUAUACGAUGUUAUUGUAAAAAUAGUUUUACGAUAACAUGAAUGAUUUUGAGACAGUUAUUAGAAUUCUAAAUUUGUGGACACUUCUACUUUACAUUUACCAUCUCUCCAUUUUACUUUUUUUUUUUCAUAGCUGGUGUCAUACCCCCAAAUGCUGUGCUUCACUUUGAUGUCCUUUUACUUGAUAUCUGGAACCCAGAAGACUCAGUGCAAGUGGAGACAUAUUUCAAACCACAGAAUUGUUCUCGUACAGUCCAAGUGUCAGAUUUCAUACGAUACCAUUACAAUGGAACAUUGAUGGAUGGAACACUUUUUGAUUCAAGGUCUGCAUUAUAUAGUUGCAUACACAAUAUACCUUGGCUUUUUUUUAUUUUUCUAUAAUCAGAUUGUGGGUGAUGACUAACAUGUACCUUAAAGGCUAUCUAUGAAUUGAAAAACAAGUACAAUAAUCCCAACUGUGAGGAGUAAAAUAUGCUGUUUACUUUCAAAUCCUAGUAUUUCUAUGUCAAUGGUAGUGUGCCAUAAGACAUGCUCCAUGCAUGUGUUAGACAACUUCUCCAGACUGGGAUCCUCAAGAGUAAGAUAUAUUACAGAAGUAGUUAGCAUAUGACUUGGGGAGUUUUCACUAACAGCAAGGAUUAAACAUUAUUAAAACUAAGCUUAACUCUGGGAAACUGUCUGUUCAUAGUAGAGUGCCUGACAAUUUCUGUAUUAUACAAGCAUUCCCAAGCUGCCUCACAUUGUGCUCCCUUUGGCAUCACUACUGCCUAGGCUCAGUGGUAACUUGGCAGGAAUUGUCCAAACUCAAUUUUGCUUUCAUCUUCUCUCAUCUCCAUGUUCAGUAACCCUGUGAAGCUUUUAAUACACUUUAAAUUGAGCUCAUCGCAGUCCAAGUUACCAUGGAUUUUCUCUUUGAGUUGAGUUAGAAUACCUAUGUUCCAGUUAAUAAUACAAUGAGAUCAUACUUUGUGCAGAUGCCCAGAUAUAUUUUAAUUCUAAAAGGCAGAGUAUUGAGCAGUGAAACUUGCAGGGGCAUGAUAUAUAUAUACCAAAACUGCUUCAUUAAGCUAAAGUUGUUUGGAUGGCUAUAGUAUCCCUUUAAGAUGUAAUGGUCCUGGUGCUUAUAGUUUUACUUUAAGGGUGUACACUAAUGAGCCUAGGCCAUCAUAGCAUAUACAUAGAUCAAGUAAUUAAUUACAGUUAUUAGAUUGUGCAUAUUUUUUUAAUAGCUUGUAUUGUAUUUUCUUGCUUAAUUUUCCUGUCCCUUUACAGUACUGUUGUUGCGACCUACAGUUACCUUCAAAAACAGUUGUUUUAUCAGUAGAUUCAGGCUUACAAGUUGAUAUCUAGAUCACAAUCCUUCUCUUGUUUUCGUGGGACAACUCUUUCUGAAUGUUGGAUGGUAUUACGUGCAAGUUUUCAUUAGGGUCCACACUCGUAAAAUGUCCUAACCGUUUUCUGCUGGUAAUGCCUCUGUUAAGCCUCUUCUUAAAACUGACCUCUUCUUUUGACAUGGUCAUUACAUGUCUGCACAGUCUCACGAUUGAUAUAUAUAUAUAUAUAUAUAUAUAUAUAUAUAUAUAUAUAUAUAUAUAUAUAUAUAUUUAAACAACCCACAAUCUCAUCCUCAAAUAACUUAUCUCAUGGUAUAAUGUACAGCUUUCCCCAGGGGAUAUCCCAGCACAUGUCACCUCACAAAAUAUCCACAAUACAAAAAAUAAAGGGAAUACAGAUCUUAAUCUGCAAUGAAAAUUAGUACAUAGCGUAAUACAAUUAAAACAAAUAAGGACACUGCGCAGCUGUGUAACAGUCACCUGGGGACUUAUGGAACAGUUUAUCAGGAGUUGGAGCCCACUUGCAGGAGAUGGCAUAAGGAGGAGCCAGGAUUUUGUCUCCUCCUUGUGCCAUCUCCUGCAAGUGGGCUCCAACUCCUGGUAAACUGUUCCAUAAGUCCCCAGGUGACUGUUACACAGCUGCGCAGUGUCCUUAUUUGUUUUAAUUGUAUUACGCUAUGUACUAAUUUUCAUUGCAGAUUAAGAUCUGUAUUCCCUUUAUUUUUUGUAUUGUGGAUAUUUUGUGAGGUGACAUGUGCUGGGAUAUCCCCUGGGGAAAGCUGUACAUUGUGGGCAAGCUACCACAAUAUUUUCGUACAGAUAAAGGGGCAAUCCAAAGGCAGGGUCAGACGAGAAGCAGAAGUCAGGGCUGGCAGCGGGGUAACGUAGUCGGUAAAGCAGGCAGAGGUCAGAGUCCACGAAAUCAGUCAGUAGUGUAGCAAAGAUCCAGCAGGAAACACCAAACAGGCAAAAGGACCAGAUACUAGGUUUUAGGCAGGGCUGGCUUUUACAGCCUGCUAAUUAGAUGCAGAUGACCCUGAUUGGAAAAGGGCUACAGGUGGAUCAGCACUGCUUAAUCCAGGCAAGGGGUCAGGAAGCAGAAUAAUGCAAAUAUAAGCUGAAGCCCCAUGGUGGACCACAUAGCAGAGAACCUGACUAGGAUGCUAGAGCUGUGAGUUCAAACCCAGGGCAAUGCCUUUCUGUCUGCACGGCUUGGGAUGUGCCGUGACAAGCUGGAAAUACACUCAUGAUUUUAUUGCCUCAGGAUGCCUCUCCUUAGAUAUCCAGGGGGUAAUCCAAAGAUCUCCUCCUGCUCCUUUUGGUGGACACCAAUUUUCAGGACUCAAGGUUAGGUAUUAAAAAGUAAAAAAUUUAUUAUUUAAUUAAGUAAUUCAGAAAACAUAUAAAAUAAAAAACAAAAAAGGUUCUACAACAUGUUUUAUCCAAAAUAAGACUUCCUCCGAGACAAAAAUAGUGAAUACAAAUAAUAACAUAACAAAUUAAAACGAAAUAUAAAACUAAAAUGUCCCCUGAAGGGGAAUAGAAGCAAGAUAUGCCAAUAUUACAAGGGUAACAAGAAACAAAUGGUAACAUUGUGGUCUUUGUGAUUUCCUCACUGUAUGAAGGUGUUUCACUGGGCUGAAAAUGCCAAAAGUGUUGUCAAAAACAUUGGAAAGUUGUUAUUGAGAUUUAGUCAACAUUGCUAAUAUCUGUAAUGAUAGCUUGUAAUCAAAGCCAUUCUUAAAAAUGAUUGAGAAAAAUUUAGUACAAAUUGUCUUGAUUUGUAAAACAUAAUUUUUGUAUUACUGGGUUUUGGUGAUAAAUAAUUUAGGAUGAAACUCAGAACUUAUCAAGGUUUAUUGGGAGUCUAAAAUCUUCAGAAAGAGUUAUAUAUUACACAGUAACAAGUUUGUGAAAUGUUAUGUGACCUAUCAGUAUUUGUUCUUCCAGUCACAAUCGUAUGAGAACUUAUGACACCUACGUUGGAAUUGGCUGGCUCAUCCCUGGCAUGGAUAAUGGGCUCCUAGGAAUGUGUGUUGGAGAAAAACGCAUGAUCAGAAUUCCACCUUUCCUUGCAUAUGGAGAAGAUGGAGAUGGUAAAGUGAAUGUAUAACUCUGUAGAUGUAUCCGUGCACGUAUAAAAUACAGUCUUAAACAGUUCAUUGCUACUUAACACUUAUUUUAAGUGGAUAAUAGAUUUAGUCAUACCAUAUGACAAAAUUAUGUUACGAUAUUUGCUACAUCAAAGCCCCAAUUUUUCUGCUAGAAGAAAAUUAACAUUGUGGGCAAGCUACCACAAUAUUUUCGUCUACGUAAUAGCAAUUGUUAUUUAUCAAAUCUAAUGAAUAAAAACAACCAAAGUACAGUGACAGUGCUUACACAUUAACUAAUACAACUUUCAUUUAACAUGUAUGUUAUAUCCUUUUAUAGGUAAAGAUAUUCCUUCUCAGGCUUCUCUAGUUUUUGAUGUGGUUUUGCUGGAUUUGCACAACCCGAAAGACGGUAUCGCUGUGGAGAGCCAGUAUGUGCCUGACAACUGUGAGCGGAAAACUCAAGUUGGGGACUACAUCAGAUACCACUACAAUGGGUCACUUCUAGAUGGCACAUUAUUUGACUCAAGGUUAGAAAAUAACAUUAUAAUAAUAUUCUUUUGUGGAAAGUGUAUCUGUAACGUGACGUUUUAAGAUAGUGGGUGCCGCCCUCUUCCCCAGAGUCUUAUUCCUCUCUAUACAGUUCAAAGAUACUCAUACAAUAUAGAAAGCUGAGUAUAAUACAUAGAUGAUUAUACAGUAAAAUAAGAUGGGCACAACAUAUAGAUAUCUAAAAAAUACACAGACCUGAGCACAAUACAGACAUAACCAUACCACAAACAGAGAUGAGAAACAAUAGAGAUUUAAUACCCAGAGCAGAGCACAAUACAAAGAUACCUAUACAAUACACAAAGCAUGUUUCCAUAAAAUGCUUUAGUGCUCUCUAUCUUCCUAGCCCUCUCUUAGCUAUACCUCUCAUGAUCUCAUCUUCAGUAGUACUACUUUAGCUUUCAAUUAAAUAGUGCUCUUGUUAUGAAACAUAUGGGCUACUCAAUUAGCUAUCAGCACACAGUGUGCACACGAUUAAAGCAUCUAGAUAGUAAUAGACUCCAACCAUGUCAGCUACUCCUGACUCACUAUUAGUUCUCAGCACACAGUGUACAUAAGGUUAAAGCAGUAGGAUACUGAUAUACUCCUUAUUACAUUUGCAGCUGGCAAUAUAAUUAAUAUGCAGUGGUAAUAUGGAGCCGAGAAGUAGCUGACAUAGUUAACAGAAGCAACAACAAACAUUACAGAAUAAAACAGUUUGAAACCAGAAUCAGAACAUGAAUGCAUGCCAGGCUGUCUGCCAAUCAUGCAGGCUGGGCAACUAAGGAUGUACUAUGUUGACAGCACCCUGAGCUUGGCAUAAAUGCAGGGCCGGACUGGGGAAAAAAUCUGACCCGGGCAUUUUGAAAACAGCGGCCAACUGAGAAGGGACGGGACCAGAGAGAGGUGUGUUUUGUCACCACCAAUGACAAGCAUGCCCCCUCUCAAAGUGAGCAUGUUCCAAGUCACCCAAUGCCUUGGUGAAGAGCUCUAGCAUGAGAAAAAGGCCCUGUAUUUGUUCUAAGCAGCGCAAAUAAAUUUACUAACAUGCAGUUUGUGACUUGUCUCUGGUGUCUCCAUAACUGGGAUACAAGAGGAGAAGAGGGCCAAUAAAGGGUAUUCUGCAUGUGUGUGGAGCCUGCUUAUGGAAUUGCAUUUGUGUGGUCGAUUUUAGUUGUGUUGUAAUAUGUGUGGCUAGUUGCCGUAGAGAGUGAAAAAAAGAGUGUGUAUGUACAGGGUGCAUAGUGUGUAUAGGGGAUGUAGCGAGUGUGUGCAUUGGGGCUAUAGUAUGUAUGUGUAGGUGAUGUAAUGUGUGUAGGGGUUGUAAAGAGUGGUAUUUAGGGAAUGUUUGCUUACAGGGGAUUCAGAGUGUGUAUGCCAGAAAUGUAGUGUGUGCGUGUGUGUGUGAAGGGAGCAGUGUGCGUGUGUGUGUGUGUGUGUGAAAAGUGCAGUGUGUGUGUGAAGGGUGCAGUCAUUGUGUGUGUGUGUGUGAGGGGUGCAGUCAGUGUGUGUGUAAAUAGGGUGCAGUUAGUGUGUGUGAGGGGUACUGUGUGUGUGUGUGAGGGGUGCAGUGUGUGUGUGUGUGAGGGAUGCAGUGUGUGUGUGUGAAGAUGCAGUGUGUCUGUUUGGGAUCAGUGAGCCUGUGAGAGGUGCAGUGUGUGUGUGAGGGGUGCAGUUAGCGUGUGUGUGUUUGGGGUACAGUGUGUGUGUGUGGGGAUGCAGCUAGAUUGUGUUUUAGGGGAGCAGUUAAAAUGUGCGGGUGAGGGGUGCAGUUAGAGUGUUUGGGGUGCAAUGUGUGUGUGUGAGGGGUGCAGUUAGAGUGUGUGAGGAGGUGCAGUUAGAGUGAGUGUGUGUGUGUUUGGGGUGCAGUGUGUGUGUUUGUGAGGAGUUGCAGUUAUAGUAUGUGCGGGGGGUGCAGUUAGAAUAAACGUGUGUGUUUGGGUUGCAGUGUUUGUGUGUGAGGGGUGCAGUUGGAGUGUGUGCGGGGGGUGCAGCUAGAGUGAGUGUGUGUUUUUGGGGUGCAAUGUGUGUGUUUGUGAGGGAUUGCAGUUAGAGUGUGUGUGUGUGUGUGUGUGUGUGUGUGGCUGGGGGUGCAGUUAGAGUAAAUGUGUGUUUGGGGUGCAAUGGGGGGGGGGAGAUUAGAGUAAUAUAAAUAUAUAUAUAUGGGACUUUGCUGCCAGCCCUGGUGGUCCGGAAGGAAAUCCACGGUGGCCAUAGUGGUGAGUGAGCUCAUAGCUCCUGGAGUUCACUCUCGUGAGAUUAGAGUGUUGCCAUGCCAACGCUCCAACCUUGCGAAAGGAACCCGGCGGAACUGUGAGCUAAUAGCUCCCGUGUCCUCCGCGCUCUCCCUUGCUGACUAUCCUAUAAUGCGCCUUUGGGCCAGUGAGGGAGAUCUUUGAUCCCACCGGCCCAUGAAGGUACACAGCAGGGCCAGCACUCCGAUAGCGCUGGCUCUGUAUGGGCCAACAGGGCAGAUCUCUUGAUGGCCAGUCCGGGCCUGUAUAAAUUUUUUCUAAGUACUAUACCGUAGCACUCACUUGUCCAGUCCUCUCUUUACUUUCUUACUAGCAGGCAGAAGCUCCUGUUAUACAGUCUAGGACAGAGAAAAGUUGUAUGUAGUGAGUGUAGAAGAAAGUGUACAUGCUACUGUGUUAGAGAGACCGAAGCAGUAGCAGUUGAAGAGUAUCUGCAUAGUGUGCAAAGUCAGCUUUACCCUAACUAAUUCCAUUGUCAGCUAGCCCACAAAGGUUUUGUUCCCCUACAUCCCUCUUAAGUUUCCAUACUUAAGCAAUCAAUGGGUCUAUUCCAUGGGCAUGAGCCUGAAGCUGCAUCUCCAUCAGCCCCUAUGUUAAUCCAGCCCUGCUCCUGAAUUGAGAGGCCAACAGCAUGCCUUCACUCAUGGGCAGCUGAUUCUGCUGCCAAAUGGCAACUCAACGGAAAUUCCUUCUUAAAGGACACUUGGAAUGUACAAAAUCUGCUGAAAUAGGCAGAUUUCAAACCAGACCCAUUUUUUGGACAUUCCUAGAUGCUCUCAAGUAAGAUUCUCCAAAUGGCUACUAAUGAGGUAGGAGUGACCUGGCAGUAUUGAUACCAGGGCCGGACUGGCCCACCGGGAUACCGGGAAAUUUCCCGGUGGGCCGUCGGCACCUGGGACCAGGCAGGCAGCUGGCUCACCUGCGGCCGCAGAGGGCGCUCUUAGGCGGCCGCAGGGGGAUCUGGCUGUUCUGGCGGCCGCAGGGGGAGCAGCCUGUUCUGUCUCUGCUCCCCCUCCCCAGCGCGCUACAAAGAGACCGCUGUGUGCCUUCAUGGGCCGGUGGGAUCAAAGAUCUCCCUCACUGGCCCAAAGGCACAUUAUAGGAUAGUCAGCAAGGGAGAGCGUGGAGGACACGGGAGCUAUUAGGUAGGAGUGACCUGGCAGUAUUGAUACCAGGGCCGGACUGGCCCACCGGGAUACCGGCCCCGGUCUCUUUGUAGUGCGCUGGGGAGGGGGAGCAGAGACAGAACAGCCUGCUCCCCCUGUGGCCGCCAGAACAGCCAGCUCCCCCUGCGGCCGCCUAAAGAACUCCCCCUGCGGCCGCCAAAGGAGCUUCCCCACAGGUAGAAAUUGUGUGUCAGUGUGAGUGUAUGUGUGUGUCUGUGUGUGUCUCUGUCUGUGUCAUAGGGUGUGUGUCUCUGUCUGUGUCAUGGUGUGUAUGUGCCUGUCUGUGUCAUUGUGUGUGCCUGUCUGUGUCAUUAUGUGUGUCUGUCUGUGUCAUUGUGUGUGUCUGUCUGUGUCAUGCAAUGUGUGUAUGUGUCAUGGUGUGUGUGUGUCAUGUAAUGUGUGUCUGUCUGUGUCACAGUCUGUCUGUGUCAUGCAAUGUGUGUCUGUGUCAUGGUGUGUGUGUGUGUCAUGUAAUGUGUGUCUGUCUGUGUCGCGGUCUGUCUGUGUCAUGGUGUGUGUGUGUUUGUCAUGGUGUGCGUUUGUCACGGUGUGUGUGUGUUUGUUAUGGUGUGUGUGUGUGUGUCUGUCUGUGUCAUGUAAUGUGUCUCUGUCUGUGUAACGGUCUCUCUGUGUCGUGGUGUGUGUGUCUGUGUGUCAUGGUGUGUGUCUGUGUCACGGUCUGUCUGUGUUAUGGUGUGUGUGUGUCAAGGUGUGUGUGUCUUUUUUAAGGUGUGUGUCUGUCAUGGUAUGUGUGUGUCUUGCAUGGUAAGUGUGUGUCUCUGUCAUGGUGUGUGUGUGUGUGUCUGUGUCAUGGUGUGUCUGUCUGUCAUGGUGUGUGUGUGUUUCUGUCUGUGUCACGGUCUGUCUGUGUCAUGGUGUGUGUCUGUCAUGGUAUGUGUGUGUGUAUGUAUGUUUUUACUCACCUUUCCCCCCCCCAUGUCGUGCUGGUCUCCCCUCGACUGGCCCUGCCUCUACGGCUGAGAUCAUCAAGCUUGAUGAUCUCAGCCAAUCUGCACUGACACAGGAAGCACCUCUAGUGACCGUCUGAGUGUCUGUCACUAGGAAGCAAUGUAAACACUGCCUUUUCUCUACAAAGUCAGUGUUUACAUUGAAAAGCCUGCAGGGACAGGCUAUAGACACCAGAGCCACUACAUUAAGCUGUGUGUGCGCGCCUGCUAGUGAGUGGGCUUGUGUUUUUAUGUCAAUGACCUUAUGUAUAUCAGUGAGAUUGUUUGUCUAUGAGGAUGUGUAUCAUUCAGCUUGUGUCAGUGAGAUUGCCUGUGUCUGCAUGUGAGUAUGCUUACUGUAUAAUUAAAAAUUUUACUCUGAAAGGACCAAUAUUUUAUAUUUGAAAAAGCAGUAUAUAUAUAUAUAUAUAUAUAUAUAUAUAUAUAUCAUCUAGGGUGGCAAGACAUAGCCUUACAUAUUACAUGCGACAAUAUAUGGCACAAUGACUUAUGGGGCUGGCAUAGAUUUUUUUUUUCCAGGACUGCUUUGGAAUCCCCAGUCCGGCCAUGAUUGAUACAUAUUACAGAAUUAAAGAAAGACUAAUCUUUUCCCGUAGUUUUUUCCUUACCACCCUUUUUUCCGGUUUGACUAUUUUGAUCUUAAAUUUGACAUUCACUUUAAAUUCUCUUUGAAUUCUCAUUUUAGUAAAUAAACAUGUCAUUGUUAACAAUUUGAAAUUAGUGAUUCUUGACAGCUAGAUAGAACCCAAUGAUAAUAUUGUGGGAGAGUAGCUAAAGAGACAGUGCAGUUCUGUGUUCUAUCUUCCCAGCUAUUCUGCUGCAAUGUCACUAUAUCAGCUGCUGACUGGUCAUUUUACUUGUGCCAAUAUAUACUGUAUACAUUAUAUAUAUAUUGUGCUAUCAGCCAUUCUAUCAAGGUAUUUGUGUAACGUCAGGAACCCCAUACUGUGCACUGUCUGUUAAUCAGAUGCACUUAGUGACGCAUUUUAACGGUAUAGUUUUGGAUAGCAGUUGAUUGAUUGGUACAAUUGACAGCCACGUUCUACUUGUUAUUGAUUAAUGUGGGUUAACUUGUAACUGUAUCAGAUUUAACACUAAACUGCAAACCUCUUCCUUAUUUAGCUAUUCUCGGAAUCAUACCUAUAACACCUACAUUGGGAAAGGUUACGUCAUUUCUGGAAUGGAUGAUGGUUUGCUUGGCGUGUGCAUUGGAGAAAGGAGGAGAGUAAUUAUUCCACCCCAUCUUGGUUAUGGUGAAGAAGGCAGAGGUAGGUAACAUUUACCAUCAUCACAACUCAUUUACUAGACCACGAUCUAGAGGUUAUCAAAUAUUCCCAAUAUGUGGAAUUACACAUACCAAUUCAACAUUAUCAAGUGAGACUUGCAUGUGUUUUUUUGUUACUGUGGGGCUCAUGGUAGGGAUCUAAGCCAGCUCUUUAGGCCAGGAAAUAAUGUAAUUGCAACUGUGGGUUGCUUACUUAACCAUGAAUACAUUGAGACCAAAAUCAUAAAAUGUAGAAAAUUAUCUAGCUCAGCUAUUUUUACCACUAUUCACGGCUGUUUUAGCCUGAAGUCAGCCAUUUCCCACAUUUCCAGAUUUAGAGAAUAAACCCUAAAUCCCUUUAUCUAUAGUGCAUCACACCACGUGUAUAUUAUGGGAUUAACCCUUUCCCUACCGACCCUGAUUAUACACAGACUAAGUUGCAAAAAAGAAAAUAGUGCAAAAUGAAAUAUAAAACUUAAUUCCCACUUAUCUAUCCAUUUGUUUCACCCUACAAAGUAACACAUUUAUGUCCACAUUUUUAGUGAGCCCAUUUACAGAUAUUAAUUAACAUUAUGUGACAUUUCUGGAAAACUGCAUUGUGGAAACAGCCAUCUGACUUCUUAUACCCAUUUAACUAUUUGUAUUUACUACAAUAUCUGUGUAUGAUAAAAUUCUUUGCAUUUAUAUUCCUGCUUUUAAAUCAUGACCUUUCAUUUUAUUUCUGUAAAUUAGCAAAUAAAUUUAAUAGUAGAAUUUUGUACAUUUACAUAAUUUGAAUUUUUCUUUUACCUCUCUGUGAACACAGACAUAUACAUCAAUUUGCUGGUUUAAUAUAUGUAUGUAUGUUUGCUAUAUAUUAUAUAUAAAUUCAAUAAUGUAAUAUGUUUUUAAAAUUAAUCUGUAGAAAAAAAUUAAUAAGUGAUCAGGGGUUUACCUAACAGCGAACACAUUUGCUCCACAGGGAAAAUCCCAGGAUCUGCUGUGUUAGUUUUUGAUAUCCACGUCAUUGAUUUUCACAACCCAGAAGACUCUGUCAGCAUCACUGCACAAUUCAAGCCAAGUAACUGCACAGUGCUCAGUAAAAAGGGAGAUUACCUGAAGUACCACUAUAAUGCUACUCUCAUGGAUGGUACCUUGCUAGAUUCAACGUAAGUACCAAUAAAUUAUAGUAUCUCUGUCCAAAAUCUGUACAAAAAACACAAAUAAUGCUACUUACCUAUCCAUCUACUUUAGAGUUACAUGUGAUUACUAAUUGAAGGCAUGUUUAUGUUUAUACAUAUGACAGAAAAAAAUAUGAAAAAAGAGCAAUAUGAAAAAGGGGUGCCAAUUAAAAAUAUAUAUAUAUAUAUAUCCUACUCUUGACAAUAACCCGGGCGCAGGAACUUUAAAUUACAUCAAGUUAACUCAAAGGAACAUCCAUCACUUUACAAUUAUUUUCUUAAAUUAGUAAGCAAAUAAUUUUAAACAAAUAUAGAAACCCAUAUUAAGCAUGAACAUUUUGAAACGCAUAUAAUAAAUGUUUAUAAUCCUACUGUAAACAUGAUCAGAUUGCAUUAUUGGGCAUGUCUCUCAGCUAGGGGAGUUUCUUCAGCCCCCUCCCCCAUCUUACUUAUCCAUCUCAGUUUUAAACCAGUCUACUAAUGACAUAAACAGGGUAUUAUACAGCAGCAGGAAGCCCAACGUGGUCACACUGAUCAGAAUCCAUCUCUUCUCCCCGGUCAGGAUUUUGCAAGAUAAAAAUAUAAUUCAACUGUUCAUGUGUAUAUCUGUCAAUUGGUUAGAUCAGUGUCCCCCCAGGAAUGGCUGUGGAAAGCAUAAAAAAGAAGCAGCGCUAAUAUGAAAAACACAUUUACCUGUUUUUUUUCAGCCAGCAGAGUGAAUCGACUGUCUCAUUCAAAUCUGUCCCUUUAAAUUCCAGAGAGAUUAAAUAUAUGUUUGAUUAUUUACCAUGGCCCCACUUUUUCCCUUCCUCUCUCUCAUCCUUGCUUCUCUUGUCACUGUUUACUACUAUGUACUUCCCCUAGUGCUUGUUACCUAUUCUUAGCCCCUUCCCCUCUUUGUCCCUGAUCCCUUUCUCUUUGGUUCUUAAAAUAUAAAAUGGAACACUUUUUAUCACAUUGUUAUUUUAUUUGACUCUGUCAGUAGACUGUUGCCUAAUGUGCAACUCCAGCAUUACUAAAAAUUGAAAUGAAAAACAAAAGGUGCAAAGUAUGAUUUUUUUUUUUUGUUCUAUUGAUAACUUGUAUACAGAGCUUUUGUUCAUCAUAAUAAGUACAUCAAAAAGUUCCUACAGACGUUGUGUCAACAGGUCUGGACAUAUUGGUAGUCUCCUGGGAGUUUCUCAACAUAUCCUUGUGCUAUUGGGAACCAAUAGGGUAAAAUGGCUAUCACCUCCACUCUCCAAAGCUGAAUCUUCUUCAGAAGAAUAGCGAUCAGGGGAAGUGGUGAAAGAAAAAUGCCAAUCCUGCGAUACCGCAUCCUGGUUUUGCGCUUUGGAAUCGUGAGUUCUUGAAAAGUAGGUUUGAAUGUGACUGUUGUCUGAACUCACCAUUAGGUCUAGUUGUGGUCUGCUCGAUCCUUGAAAUGUUUGAAGACAUAGAUGCCACUCAUACCUGUCUGUUGUCCUCUUGCUAAGAAAAUCUACAAUUUAGUUUCGCUCCCCUGGCAAGUGUACUGCUGAUAGACCUAACGUGUCUCUAAGCUCAUUUAAUCAAUUCCUCAAUUUCAUUCAUCAGAAGGUGGCUGUGAGUACCUCCCUGAUGAUUUAUAUAAGUCUGUCAUCUGUCUGAAUGUAUUCUUAUCCAGGAGCCUGAUAGAAGCUGUUCGAAAUGGAGAUCUUUUAUCACCACUCAUAGUUCUAUUUGAACUGUAGUGAUUACCAUGGAAACCAUUUCUUCAAAUUCUUAGGGUUCAUCCACCAACCCAGGUGUAGACUUACUAGUUUGGAGAUAAUCAAUGGUUGAGACCAGCCCCCUUUUCUCCAAUUAUUGUUUUUAUUAUUACUAUUAUUAUUAUUAUUAUUUAUAUAGCAAUUAAACUGAAUCAGGAAGGAAUGUUGUGGGACUUUAAUGUUCCGUUGGGCUUACUUCACUAGGCCUCUGGUACAUGCCAGAAGUUGCAUAAAUGCCCUUGCUGUGAUUAUUCAAUUUUUUUCUGAAGUCUUUUAUGAAUGAGAAUGAGAUUGGUAUUGAAGUUAGCCCUAGGAAAUUAAUGUGUUUGGCUGGAAGAAGACUGCUAUUCUGGUAGUUUAACAGCCAUCUGUAAUGAAAAAAUGUGUUUAUGACAAAGUCUCUGUGAUGUAAUAACAACUGGGAAUCUGGACCCACUAACAGGAUAUCGUCCAGGUAAUGGAAGAUAUUUAUGCCUAGGGUUCUUAUUCUAACAAUGAGGGCCAGAAGAAAAUUUGUAAAGAUACUGGGGGCUGUGCUCAACCCAAAAUGAUGUGUGCAGAACUGGUAAUGGUCUUCUUUAAGAGGAAAUCUCAGAAAUGGCAAAUGAGCUGGAGCAAUUGGAAUGUGGAAAUAUUUGUCUUUUAGAUCUAUAGACAUCAGGAAACAUUAUUUUCUGUUUGCAUGGGCAAUACUCUUUAGGGACUCCAUUCUGAAGGAUCUUAUGUUCAGGUGCCAAUUGAUAGUUCGCGGAUCAAAAAUUACCUUCCUGUCUUCUGGACCAAAAACAGGGUCGAAUAACAUCCUUGAAACCUGUCUUUCUGUGGUACUGGGCAGAUUAUUUCUUCUUUUAACAGAUUUUCCACAUAUUCCAAUAAGGCCGUCUUUUGAGACCUGUCUAAAGUAAUCCGAGUCAUAACAAAAAGGUCUCCUCUUGGCUUUAGGCUGAACUCUAAUUUGUAACCUGACUUGAUGAAGGUAUUAACUCAUGUGUCCUGCAUAUACUUUGCCCAUAUGUCAGGAAAGGCUAAUAGCUGAGCUCCAACUGCUGAGGUGUAGUCAGAAGGACUUAUUAGUUGAUAGAAAGAACUGAUAUUUAAGUGCAGCUGGAUCUAUAAAUAUAGGACUGACCACAUUUCUAAAAGGAGCCUCUUGCAAACUGUUGGGGCCACAUUUUCAAGGGGCCCAUCGGGUGGCCCAUACUGUUAGGGCCACCCCAUAGAGAGGAAUUUCCAGGGGGACCUGGUCAGCUGGGAGGAAGUAACUGCCCUGGUCACUCCUCCCAUCUAUCAGCGAGAACCCGCGCGGGAGGACUCCCACCAGCCUGAGCCACCACUGGACCUCAGGUAAAGUCACCCUCCUGCACCUAAAAGGUAGGAAACAGGAGGGUGACUUAAACAUUUUGUAUAUGUGUGUUUUUGUUUGUGUGUAUGUGUGUAUGUAUUUGUCUGUGUGUGUGUGUGUGUAUGUAUGCGUGUGUAUAUGUGUCUCUGUGUGUGUAUUUGUGUGUGUGUGUGUGUGUGUGGCUCUGUAUGUAUGUGUGUGUGUGUGGCUCUGUAUGUAUGUGUGUAUGUGUCUGUGUGUCUAUUUGUAUGUGUGUGUCUGUAUGUAUGUGUGUGUGCCUGUGUGUCUAUUUGUAUGUGUGUGUCUGUCUGUAUGUAUGUGUCUCUGUAUGUAUAUGUGUCUGUGUAUGUUUCUGUCUAUAUGUAUGUGUCUGUAUGUAUGUGUCUGUAUGUAUGUGUCUGUCGGGGGGGGGGGCCCAUAGAUCAGUUUCACACUGGGGCCCCAUGGAUUGUGUGUCCACCACUGGGCAGAGCUAACCCAUUAGUAUAUGCUACCAUAGUAAAUGUGGCUUUUUCCAUGGCUAAAUUAGAGAAAAUGUAUUGAUACUUACCGUAAUUUUCUUUUCCUGGCUAUUAUUCAUGGCAGCAUUUAACAUAUGGGUUUAGCUCCUCCCUCCAACCCUCAGGACAGGAAACACAAUCAAUUAAACAAUUAAGCCUACCUUCCCCUAGUAUAUUAGGUACCCCAGUAUCCCCCACACCUCAGUCCAGUAACAAGACAAAUAAACCAAGAAAGGGUGGGAGACCAAAUGCUGCCAUGAAUAAUAGCCAGGAAAAGAAAAUUACGGUAAGUAUCAAUACAUUUUCUCUAUUCCUGGCUAAUCAUGGCAGCAUUUAACAUAUGGGAUUCCCAAAGCAAUAACCACUCAGGGAGGGUAAGUCAUGCUACAAAAACUGUUUAAUAUCCACUUAAAGGACCACUCUAGGCACCCAGACCACUUCAGCUUAAUGAAGUGGUCUGGGUGCCAGGUCCAGCUAGGGUUAACCCAUUUUUUAAUAAACAUAGCAGUUUCAGAGAAACUGCUAUGUUUAUGAAUGGGUUAAGCCUUCCCCCUAAUCCUCUAGUGGGUGUCUCAUUGACAGCCACUAGAGGCGCUUGCGUGCUUCUCACUGUGACUUUCACAGUGAGAGCACGCAAGCGUCCAUAGGAAAGCAUUGUAAAUGCUUUCCUAUGCGACGGGCUGAAUGCGCGCGCAGCUCUUGCUUUUAAGCCUUUCCCCCUUCCAGAGCCGGGCGGGAGUGGGUCCCUGAGGGUGGGGGCACCCUCAGGGCACUAUAGUGCCAGGAAAACGAGUAUGUUUUCCUGGCACUAUAGUGGUCCUUUAAGGCUUAUAAGAGUUCAGGACCGAUAGGCCAAACUCUGAAUCAGAACGAGAUGAGAUAUCCACUCUGUAGUGGUGUAUAAAGGUUUUUAAAGAUGACCAAUUGGCAGCUUUACAGAUGCUCUCUGCAGGAACUCCUGACUCUGCAGCCCAUGAAGUAGCAAUGGACCUUGUGGAAUGUGCCUUGAUGUCCUUGGGAACUGGAAUCCGUUUAGCUCUGUAAGCUUUAGAAAUAGCCUGAUCAGUCCAAGAACGAAGGGUUGCGACAGAGGCAGCUUCACCUUUACGAGAACCCCAAGGUAUCACAAACAAUUGGGGAGACUUUCUCCAAUUAGCUGAGCGUGAAAUAUAUGUAGAAAGACACCUCCUUAGGUCUAGCGUAUGACAUCUUUCUUCCUCAGGAGACGAUGGCUCCUGAAAAUACCCUGGCAGGACAAUCUCUUGAUUCAGAUGGAAGGAUGUAACAACCUUAGGAAGGAACUCAGGUCUGGGCCGUAGCACAACUCUAUCAUCGAAGAAGGUAGUGAACGGUUCUUCCAACGACAGCGCUCUAAUAUCUGACAUUCUUCUGGCAGAUACCAAGGCCAGUAACAACAGGGUCUUUAGAGAAAGAACCUGCAUAGGGACCUCAUCAAUAGGUUCGAAGGGAUGUUCCGUCAAGGCCUGCAGAACCAGAGGCAAAUUCCAGGGAGCAGAAAAUACCUUGAUAGGAGGUCUAAUCCUAAUGACUGCUUUGAAGAAGCGAAUUACAAUAGGAUUCAAUGCCCAACGAACACCGGAAAGAGCUGAAAGAGCAGAGCAGUGCACUUUAAGUGUGUUAAGUUGAAGGCCCCUCUCCAGGCCUGCUUGCAGGAAACCCAAAACCUGAGAUACGGAAGGGGAAUCUAAAUCUUGAACCGUGGAAUUACACCAUCGAGCAAAGGCUUACCUUAUGGUAAGUAGAAGAAGUAGCAGGAUUCCUGGAACGUAACAGGGUAGAGAUAACCUGGUCCGAAAGGCCAUGUUCAACUAGAGACUUCCUCUCAAUAGCCAUGCAUGGAGCCUGAAUUUGUGAGGCUCCGGAUGAAACACUGGACCCUGAAUCAGCAGGUCUUCUGAGACUGGAAGUUCCCAAGGCAGGUCCAUUGAUAACCUCUGUAACAGGGGAAACCAAGGGCGACAAGGCCAGAAUGGAAGUACAGCUAUCACCUUGCAAUGUUCCUUGGAGAUCUUUCUCAGAACAGCGUGGAUGAGGGGAAUUGGAGGAAAAACGUAAGCCAGAUCGAAUACCCAAUUGAUGGAUAGAGCAUCCUGAGCAACCGCCUUUGGAUGGUAUCUCCUCGACACAAAGCAUGGAACCUGCGCAUUCCGAAUGGUCGCCAUGAGGUCUACUUGGGGAAGACCCCACUUCUGGACCAACCGAGCGAAGAUCCUCCUGGAAAGUUGCCAUUCUGAAGCCUCUAUCCGAAGUCUGCUGAGGAAAUCCGCUAAUACAUUCUCCUUCCCUGGGAGAUAGAUGGCACACAGGCCUUCUACAUGAUUCUGAGCCCAGGUCAUAAUGGGAAACAUCUCUUUCAUCAGAGCUACACUCCUUGUUCCGCCUUGAUGGUUUAUGUAGGCAGCAGCCGCUUUGUUGUCCACUCUCAACUUGACCCAGCAAUGCCUGAUGAGAUGCUGAAAAUGAAGAAGCGCCAGAAAGGUUGCUCUUAGCUCCCUGAUGUUGGAAGGCAAGCAUUGGGUUCUUGGAGGCCAUUUUGCUUGAAAAAAUUGAUUGCCUAAAUGUGCCCCCCAACCUGUCAGACUGGCAUCUGUCGUAAUGACCACCCAAUCUAUUUCCCGCAAGGGGAACCCUCUGGAUAGAUUUUCCCACGACAUCCACCAAAGGAGCUUCCGCUUCAGAACCAAAGGAAUGCGAAUCAGCGUCUCCCACUCCCUCGAGUCGGUCCUGAAAUUUUUUAGAAAAAAUUGUUGAAGAGGUCGAAGGUUCCACUGAGCCCACCUGACAAGUUCUAUAGUAGAGGAAAGAGUCCCUAGAAGUCUCAUAAACUCUCUUGCCGAGGCUGAAGUCUUCAGUCUGAAGUCCCUUAUCCGAUCUCGAAGUAUGAUCUUUCUGUCGUGUGAGAGGGAUACAAUUGCCGUGUCCUUAUUGAAAUUUGCUCCCAGGAAUAUCAGUUCACUUGAAGGAUGCAAGUGACUUUUCUCGUAGUUGAUGAGCCAGCCGAAAUGAGAUAGAGUGUCGAGGACUAGUUGUCUGUGUUGGAAUAUUGAUGCUAGGUCCGGGGCCACUACCAGGAUGUCGUCCAGGUAGUGAAACACUGCUACACCCUCUUUUCUGAGCAAAGCAAUGAUGGUGACCAGAACCUUCGAGAAGGUCCUCGGGGCCGUACUUAUACCAAAAGGAAGGGCCUGAAAUUGAAAGUGUUCCUUCCGGACACAAAACCUGAGAAACCUUUGAUGGGAGAUCGUGAUAGGGACAUGAAAAUAUGCAUCCCUGAGAUCUACUGAUAUCAUCCAAUCUCUGUGAUGAACAACCGGAAUGAUUUAGCGAAUGGAUUCCAUGCGAAAUUUUCUGACUCUCAGAUAAAGGUUGAGCUGGUGGAGAUCUAAAAUAGGCCUCCAUUUUCCCUCCGGCUUCUUGACCAAAAACAGGGGAGAAUAAUAUCCCUGGAAUCUUUCUCUUAUGGGUACAGGUAUGAUGGCUUCUUCCGUAAGAAGAUUGUUGACAUAAAGAGUCAAAACCUCUCUUUUUUGGAUGUUGGCUGGAAGCCUUGUGCGAAUAAACCUUGGUGGAGGUGGAUAUUCGUCGAAUUCCAGAUGAUAACCUCCGGUGAUAAUGGAUCUUACCCAAGCAUCUGGAAUUAUUUCCCAGGCCCUCUGAAAGAAUGAAAGACGUGUUCCCACUCGAGGAACCUGGAGUAAGCCACCUUCAGAAUUGCUUGUUGGGGCAAAAGGAAGAGGUCUGCGUCUUGCCCCUAGAGGAUUUCCCAUUCAGGCCGCUCUUCCAAUUGGAAUUCCUUGAGAAUUCUCUACCUGGCCUGUAAGUCUUACUUUCCCUAAAGUAGCCUUGAUCCCUAAAAGGUCUACGGUCCAGACGAGGUCUCUUUGGACGCCUAUCUUGUGGCAGCAUGACCUGUUUAACCUCGGCCGCCUUUUUAAUCGCUUCAUCCAGAGGUUUCCCAAAAAGCACUUCUCCCAUAAAGGGAAGUGAGCAUAAAUUAUUCUUGGAUGACAGGUCUGCUCCCCAGGAUCUCAGCCAAAGCGCCCUUCUAGCGGUGACUGAAUGUGCCAUAACCUUAGAAAGAAUUCUAAUGAGGUCAGUGGAGGAUUCCAAAAGCCAGUCACUGGCGAGUUUGAUAUCCCUUAAGGAUUCCGCCAUCUGACGUCUACUGACACCUUUAUCUAUGUCAUCCUCCAAGUCAAGCAACCAGGAACGCAUGGCUCUAGACAAAGCCGAAAUGGACACAGCUGGAUGGCAACCUAAACCCGCUGUCAUGAAAGCUUUAGAUAAAUCAGCAUCAAUCCUUUUAUCCAUGGGCUCCUUAAGGGAAGCAUUGCUAUCAAUUGGUAGCGUGGAUCUUUUAGCAACCUUAAUGAUAGGAGCAUCAACUUUGGGGACCGUAGUCCACAAUCUGGAAUCCUCCUCUUUAAUCGGAUAUAACUUCGAAAGCCGACCCUGACUAGUAAUCCUCUUACUAGGAAUUUGCCACUCGUUCCUCAUCAGGUCUUUAAUAGAGCUGUGGACUGGAAAGGAAGGUCUUUUCUUAUGUAAAUCUCCAAAGUGUCUGUCAGAAGCUGAACAUUCUCUGGUUUCUUCCGGCAAAUCCAAUGUUCUUCUAACAGCCAUAAUCAAAUGCUCCAUAGCUUUGGAGUCCAAGGAGCAAGGUUGUUCCAUAUACUCCUCUUCACUGGACGAGAUUGGCUCCAAAUCCAGGUAAGAUGAAGUUUGUCUGUAUUCAUCGUCAGACUGAUCUGAAUCCAUGCCGAAGUUUUCCCCUCUUGAUCUCUUGAUCUUGUGGGAUUCAGCAAUUCCCUCAACCACUGCCUGCUUAAUCCAAUAAGCAAUAUCCUUGGCUGAGGAGGUAGAGGCCUGCGGUGACCUCUGGCGAUCAGAUUCUCCUGUGGCCAUGUUUAAGCAUUUUCUGCAGAGCCUGCAGUUAUCCAAAGGCCUUGCUCCACAUCCAGGGCAGGCUGCCGGCUUCUCCCUUCUCCUCGAUGGGGAUCUGGGACAGGACCGGUCACGAGGGCUGUAAGAUACAGAAGUCAUAAGACUGUACCCUCUGUGCACUCUUUUUAGAAACGUGAAGAAACCAAGAAAAAAUAUUGCUCACCUAUGACCUAUAGCAGAUCUCGUUGAUCUUGCAGAAGGGGAUGAAGGAUCCAUACUGACUGUAGGGCUAAGAAUGUUAAAAUAAUAAGAAAAGUAUUCCCAGCCCAAUAUUAUGAUGAUUUUAAAAUAUAAGUAAUUCUCUUACCUGCAGAGCUUUAAGAACAGUCUACUAGAGCACUGUAUCUUUAAAGGGAACGGAAACGAGCGUUUUUUAGGCUAAAUACCGCCAUUUCAAAUUUCCCGCUCUGUACCUUUAAAUGAUCGCGCAUGCGCACUUCGGUCGCGAGAUCGCUAAACCGCCAUUUUGGAAAGGGGCAAACUUCACUCUGGGUCCGGUCGGACGCAUUGCGCAUGCGCGAGCGUCUUACCGUUAUGCUGAUCGUCUGAUCGAGGUCUGCAGCACACACUGGACGGCAGAGGAUUCCCACAGCCUGUGGAACUAACCACCCAGGCUCCCAGGGGUUCCCAACUCCAUGGAGAUUGGGCUACAUGUGCCUGGGCUUCCUGAGGAGGGAGGCUGACCUCCAAAGGGACAAGACCAUAUCAAACAUGGUCAGGUGAGCAAAAAAUAAAAAAUCAUUCAGAAGAAACUGAAAAAAAGAAAAAAAAAAUAUUUAAACUGUCCUAGGGCUAGGAGGACAGGAAAAGACUGAGGUGUGGGGGAUACUGGGGUACCUAAUAUACUAAGGGAAGGUAGGCUUAAUUGUUUAAUUGAUUGUGUUUCCUGUCCUGAGGGUUGGAGGGAGGAGCUAAACCCAUAUGUUAAAUUCUGCCAUGAUUAGCCAGGAAAUAUGAAUGUGUGUGUAUAUAUAUAUAUAUAUAUAUAUAUAUAUAUAUAUAUAUAUAUACAGGGAGUGCAGAAUUAUUAGGCAAAUUAGUAUUUUGACCACAUCAUCCUCUUUAUGCAUGUUGUCUUACUCCAAGCUGUAUAGGCUCGAAAGCCUACUACUAAUUAAGCAUAUUAGGUGAUGUGCAUCUCUGUAAUGAGAAGGGGUGUGGUCUAAUGACAUCAACACCCUAUAUCAGGUGUGCAUAAUUAUUAGGCAACUUCCUUUCCUUUGGCAAAAUGGGUCAAAAGAAGGACUUGACAGGCUCAGAAAAGUCAAAAAUAGUGAGAUAUCUUGCAGAGGGAUGCAGCACUCUUAAAAUUGCAAAGCUUCUGAAGCGUGAUCAUCGAACAAUCAAGCGUUUCAUUCAAAAUAGUCAACAGGGUCGCAAGAAGCGUGUGGAAAAACCAAGGCGCAAAAUAACUGCCCAUGAACUGAGAAAAGUCAAGCGUGCAGCUGCCACGAUGCCACUUGCCACCAGUUUGGCCAUAUUUCAGAGCUGCAACAUCACUGGAGUGCCCAAAAGCACAAGGUGUGCAAUACUCAGAGACAUGGCCAAGGUAAGAAAGGCUGAAAGACGACCACCACUGAACAAGACACACAAGCUGAAACGUCAAGACUGGGCCAAGAAAUAUCUCAAGACUGAUUUUUCUAAGGUUUUAUGGACUGAUGAAAUGAGAGUGAGUCUUGAUGGGCCAGAUGGAUGGGCCCGUGGCUGGAUUGGUAAAGGGCAGAGAGCUCCAGUCCGACUCAGAUGCCAGCAAGGUGGAGGUGGAGUACUGGUUUGGGCUGGUAUCAUCAAAGAUGAGCUUGUGGGGCCUUUUCGGGUUGAGGAUGGAGUCAAGCUCAACUCCCAGUCCUACUGCCAGUUCCUGGAAGACACCUUCUUCAAGCAGUGGUACAGGAAGAAGUCUGCAUCCUUCAAGAAAAACAUGAUUUUCAUGCAGGACAAUGCUCCAUCACACGCGUCCAAGUACUCCACAGCGUGGCUGGCAAGAAAGGGUAUAAAAGAAGAAAAUCUAAUGACAUGGCCUCCUUGUUCACCUGAUCUGAACCCCAUUGAGAACCUGUGGUCCAUCAUCAAAUGUGAGAUUUACAAGGAGGGAAAACAGUACACCUCUCUGAACAGUGUCUGGGAGGCUGUGGUUGCUGCUGCACGCAAUGUUGAUGGUGAACAGAUCAAAACACUGACAGAAUCCAUGGAUGGCAGGCUUUUGAGUGUCCUUGCAAAGAAAGGUGGCUAUAUUGGUCACUGAUUUGUUUUUGUUUUGUUUUUGAAUGUCAGAAAUGUAUAUUUGUGAAUGUUGAGAUGUUAUAUUGGUUUCACUGAUAAUAAUAAAUAAUUGAAAUGGGUAUAUAUUUGUUUUUUGUUAAGUUGUCUAAUAAUUAUGCACAGUAAUAGUCACCUGCACACACAGAUAUCCCCCUAACAUAGCUAUAACUAAAAACAAACUAAAAACUACUUCCAAAAAUAUUCAGCUUUGAUAUUAAUGAGUUUUUUGGGUUCAUUGAGAACAUGGUUGUUGUUCAAUAAUAAAAUUAAUCCUCAAAAAUACAACUUGCCUAAUAAUUCUGCACUCCCUGUAUAUAUAUGCUUUGCUCUUCUUCCUGAGUUGUAUUUCAAAGCUGUUGUAUACAGCAGACACAUACUCCAAGGAAUCUAUGUAUAAAGUGGAAUUGAGGCAAAAAUGUGGUUCUUUGUUGAGCUCAUUUGCAUACGCCUACCCAGAAUCCCUUGCAGUAGUGAGAUUUCUAUGGGAAAAGCAAGUUUUUAUGGCUUGACUGGUGUGUGUAUUUGUGUUUAGCAAUGUAUUAAAGGAGCACUAUAGGGUCAGGAACACAAACAUGUAUUCCUGACCCUAUAGUGUUAAAAGCAUCAUCUAGUCCCCUGGUCCCCUCUUGCCUCCCUAAAUAUAGUAAAAUCUUACUUGUAUUCAAGCCGGAAGCUGCUGGCUUUGUCCCUGUUUCAUUUUGACCUGCCCCACUGCCUGCUGACAUCAGCAGAACUGGUAGCCUGAUCCAAUCACAAUGCUUCCCCAUAGGAUUGGCUGAUACUGACAAAGAGGAAGAUCAGGGGCAGAGCCAGCACAAUUCAAACACAGCCCUGGCCAAUCAGCAUCUCCUCAUAGAGAUGAAUUGAAUCAAUGAAUCUCUAUGAGGAUAGUUCAGUGUCUGCAGGCAGAGGGAGGAGACACUGAAUGUUUAAAUGCUUUUUAGGCAGCCGUGACCCAGGAAGGAUCUCUAACAGCCAUCUGAGGAGUGACCAGUGAAGUUAACACUAGGCUGUAAUGUAAACACUGCAUUUUCUCUGAAAAUACAGUGUUUACAGCAAAAAACCUGAAGGUAUUGAUUCUACAGAACAAAUUCAAUAAGCUGUAGUUCUGGUGACUAUAGUGUCCCUUUAACUAUAUAUAUAUUGAGACAGAGAGAGAGAGAGAGAGAGAGAGAGAGAGAGAGAGAGAGAGAGAGAGAGAAGAAAUUCUAGCUGUAUUAGUGCAAUGAUGCUAAAGUAAAAUAACAGAUUAAAUUACAAGAUACUAAUUUCAUCUGUUAUUUUAAAUGUAUACCACAUAGUUACCCUCAGACUCCUGGGCAUCUAAUAGAGGACUUGAGAAUGGGGAAAACUCAAAAUAUUACAAGAAGUAGUGUGAAAGUAAAUUUAAAUUUAUAUUUAUAUUUAUAAUGAAUAUAUGUUGUCUCUUUUUAAAUGUAAUCUUUCAUUGUGUUCACUCUUAACAAGAGUCCUAUGUAACAACUGAAUUUGAAAUGGACACUUUAUUGUUUGCUGUUUGUACUGGUGUAAUAAAAGCAACAACGAAGCAUUGUUUUUGGUAGGUACUAACCACUGCAUAUAGUUAACACCCCAUAAGAUCUGCCAUUUUGGAGAUGUUCUGACCCAGUUGUCAAGCCAUCACUAUUUUUGUCUAUUUUGACUUGUCAAAGUCAGUCAGAUCUUUUCCUGCUUCCAACAAAUGAAAUUCAAGAACUGAUUGUUCACUUGCUGUCCAGUGUAUCCAGUCCAAUGACAGGUGCCCCUGUAACAAUAAAAUCAAUGUUAUUCACUUCACCUGUCAGUAGUUUUAAUGUUGUGGCUGAUCAUUGUAUAUUUUUUUUUUUUUAUUGUAAUGAGACUGAUCAAUUACGGUUCAUGGUUCAUAGUGUAAAUUAGAGGAACAGUCAUGAGUUUGAAUUUUACAACUGGUAUGUAUUUCCAUUGAUUUCAUAGGCAGAGCAUGUUUCUCUAUGCCUUUUCCCAUGUGAGGUGAUUCAUCAUAUGUUAUAUUUUUUAUCUCCAAGAAUGGCAGGAUUCAAACACAAAGUAAAUUGGAACUCAACUAAUAUGAAAGUGUUAUAAUUAUUAUUACUGUUGGCAUUUAUAUACAGCCAACCUAUUCUGCAGUGCUUUAAAAUAUUUUCCUGGCUGGUAUCAAUGUUGGGAUCACAUUUCAGCGAAGAGACCUCCUUCUUUACCUUCCUUCACUUAAAAUUUGAAUAUCCCUGUCCUAAUCAGCAUGGAUAUGGAUAUUAGCCAGGAAAGGAAAAUUACAAUAAGUGUGUAAAACAUUUUCUGUUAUAAAGGAGAAAACGUAACAAUAAAUCAGACAAUUAAGAAAUGUUACAGGAACAAUAGGUUGAUGAAAGGCCAAAUGCAUAUCUUCUGAAACUAGAAACAGAUUAUCAACAUGGUGAUGGAACAACCAGAGUUAUUGGCUCAGAUCUUCUCAUUUUAGGACUCUAUGAGUAAGCUGGCCCAGUAUACACAAUAAGUGAAAUAUUUACUAGCUACCUUCCUUGCAUGCAUUAAUAAUAUGCGGUUGCUGAAUUGUACACUUGCCAAAUUGCAGCAAAUUACCUAGAAAUAUCUUUACAUUGCCUUGACGUUGUACUUGCUUUCAUGCAAAAAGAUGAACCGUGUUCCCUAAUAUUUUUGUUUUUAUUCUCCUAGGCAUCAGUACGGCAAAACAUAUAACAUAGUCUUGGGCUCAGGUCAGGUAGUCAUGGGAAUGGACGUAGGUCUCCAAGAUAUGUGUGUUGGAGAAAAACGUACAGUAAUUAUCCCUCCACACUUGGGUUAUGGAGAGGAGGGAGUAGGUAAGUUUUAAUUUCUACAUUUUCCUGUAUAAAAGGUACAUUUAGUUUUUCACUGAAUAAAGAUUGUGCAAGCUGGAAAAGAAAAUAAAGAGGGGAAGAAAAAAGAAAGAAAAGACUGACACAGUUAAAACAUUCAAAUACAUUGUACUUUCACAACUCUUCCAGAACAGGAUAUAUGCAAUUUUUUUUACAACCAAGCCAAAGACUGUCCCCUAUCUCUGCCCAGUCCUACAAUUUUAUCACUCUCCCUGUUGUGACAUUUUCCUUUCAUUGAGCACAGAUUUAGGCAUUAAAGUCAAUUUGUCAUAUAUGAACUAUAAGUGUUUUUGAAUAAAGCAAAUUAAAAUACAAAAUAAAUGUACAUUUUGCUGAUCUAAUAGUAGAUUUAAUUGAGAGUAAACCUUACACAACAAAACCAUUUAUACAGUUCAGAGCUAAAAGUAGGAAUAAUGUAAACUUAUUAUUUUUCGCCCCCUUGUGUAUACAGUUAGCAAUAGCCCUUGAUUAAUGCUUCAUAUCAUUGACUAGGUGGCAUACUGCAUUCUAAUUUUAUUGAAUAUAUUUCUAAAGAAUAAAAUCAUAUUCUGGAGACUUAUUUUUUGUUACAAAUUGUGAAAAUAUACAGCCUGAUGUAGUGGUUUUGGUGUCUGGAGUGGCUUGGUGCCUUCACAGAUUAACUGUUUACCUGGGUCCAGCUGUGUAACAAUCAACACCUACCCUGGAGCUAGUAGUUGCCUUUUCUUGCUCUUUUCCUGUGUUACAUUGUCUUUAAUAGAACAUAGCUCUGGUAUUCUGUAUUAUUAAUUCUUUAAUGGAAUAUAGUACUCUGUAUUACUAUGUCGCUUGUUAAUGGCAUAUAGCCCUAGCAUUCUGUAUUACUUAUUUAAUAAUUGUAAUUUUUUAAUGGAUUUUAUCCUCAGCAUUCUUUAUUACUCCAUCUUUAAUAGAAUAUAGCACCAUGAUUUGGUAUUACUCCUUUGUCUUUAUUGAAGUAAUAAAAUACCAGCAUUCUUUAUUACUGUUCUUUAACGCAGUGUAGCUUUAGCAUUCCAUAUUACUCCAUCUUUAAUGGAAUAUAGUUCUAGCUUUCUGUAUCACUUACCUCUUUCAUGCAGUGUAGCCCAAGGACUCUGUGACAUUAAAGGGUUACUCCAACCCUUUUUUUCUUCAAUAGUGCCCUUGUUGGAAUUAAUCUUUAAGUACCCCCUAAAAAAAAUACUGAAAACGCUGCUUUCCAUGCCACCUUAUGAUGUCACCGGAGCAAGGUCCAAUCAAAGGCAUUUCAUAGUGAACAUGAAUAUAAACCUCACAAGUCUGUGACAAGUGGGAUAAGUAAGAAUCACCUUAUUUUAUUUAAAAUAAGUACAGCUUCAAGCAGAAACACUGCAUUGCCAGAUUCCUUCAUCCAUGACCAUUUUAAAUAGCAGAAGUAAUCCUGGAGUAACCCUUUAAAAUUCAUGAUACUUAUAUAUUUUUAUAUAUAUAUAUAUAUAUAUAUAUAUAUAUUUACAUAAUUCAAUGUUUGCUUGUAUAUUUACAGAUGGAGAAGUUCCUGGAAGUGCAGUUUUAGUCUUUGAUAUUGAAUUAUUAGAAUUGGUUCCUGGGCUUCCCGAAGGAUACAUGUUUAUAUGGAAUGGAGAGGUAUCUCCCAACCUCUUUGAAGACAUUGACAAAGAUAAAAACGGGGAAGUUCAAUUAGAGGAGGUAACUAUCCAUUGUACAGCUCUGUGCACCCUUAGUAUAAUAAUUGCAUUUUAAGUAAUGUUAUUUAACAUAUAUUGAAUGUUUCCAGAACACUGUAUAACAUUUAGAUAAUGUGCAAAUUGUAGGUGUUAUAGACACAGCAAUAUACUUUUAAAUGUUCAUGUACAAUAGAAAUAGAUAGACCCAACAACAAGCUUAUAACAUAUUUUAUGCUGGUUCCUCUGCAAUUAUGAAUCAUUGUAUUUAAAUUCAAUAGCAAUAUUAACAUUGUUAGCAUAUUAGGUUGAACUGCACCUUAUUACAUUGUGAUAAAGGGUUGACAAUAACAUAGAUAAAGAUGUCAAAGCAAAUAUUUGCUUUGUUUCACUCUUUCUUUGAAACAUCUCAUCUAAAAUGAUAUAAUCCUAACAAUUGUUUCUGCAGUUUUCGGAGUACAUUUAUACUCAAGUUGAAGCUGGUAAAGGAAAACUGGCUCCGGGAUUUGAUGCCUCUAAAAUCAUAGAGAAUAUGUUCAGAAAUCAGGAUCGAAAUGAGGAUGGCAAGAUCACCGAAGAGGAGUUCAAACUGAAGGACCAAGAGGAUAAAGAGAAACAUGACGAACUUUAAAAUAUUACAGAGUGUUGCCAAAAUGUGUGUGUCUUUAUGCACUGUGAAUGCAUUAACAGGACAGUCUAAAAAGUUUGAGACCCAUGGAAAUGUGGGGGGAAAAUUAACAAUGGAUGCUAAAUGGCUUGUAUAUUUUAAGAAUUGGCAUAAAUGUGAAUUCAUUAGAAUUAUCCGUUUCUGUUUCAAUUCUGAAAUUCAGAAAAAGAUGUUUGGUAAGUUGAAAAGUACCCUAAAAUCAUGAAAUGGACACCAACUCUAUAUUCCCAAUUUUCUAUAAUUUGUAAAUGUCAGUAAUAAGCAGCACAGCAUAUAAGUCAUCAUAUUUAUGUAUGUUCUGUCAAUAGACAAGCCAUGCAAGAUUUUUUUUAUUCUAUACAAACCGUACAUGCGCGUGUAUGUGUGUGAGUGUUUGAAUGAGGGGGAUGGGGUAGUUGACUGUGAUGUAAAUGGUCAGAUGGGUUCUGGGUAAUUAGUAUGGUCAGGCCUUAUUUAGCACUGACAACAAGUAUUAGGAAUGUUUAAUGAAUUUUCUGUUACUUUCAUAUCAAGUAAAGAUUCAAGUUUUUUUUUUAUUCAGGGAGUAAAUGGAAGUGCCCUUUACAAUUUCAAAAACAGUUCAGAAAUAAUUUGACUAAUAAAUAAACAGUUAUUUUAUAUGGUGUAGGAAUGAAAAUAUUCAUAUCAAGACUUGUGUGUGUAUUUGAGCGAUACAGGACCACUUACUUAAUUGAGAAUUCAUGGUGAAUUCAAGUAAAUUUCUAUUUAAAGUCCAGAGUAGCUAAAUAGAGAGCUUCGCUGACUUAGAGAAUUUUUCCAUUUCAGCUAUUUUGACCUUAAAAUUGAAAUGUGCGUUGAAUUCACCAUACAUUCUCACUUUAGUAAAUAACCCUGUUAGAGUGUAUAGUAUAUAUUUUUUUCUCCCAGUACAGAAGUGGCUAGCUCGAAUGUAUCCUUCAAUCCUUCAAGUGGCUAAAGUUUGCACAAUCCAGUUGCAAUAUGGAGGUGCAACUGGAGAAAAAAUAUAUUUUAACAGCACAACAUCUAACAUAUCACAAGUUGUCUGAACUAUACACUGCAUUAAGGAUGCAGUCCGUGAAUUUUUAAGCCUUUGCACCAGUCUGUUUCUAUCCAACUAAAGCAACUUACAUUUUGUAGGAUUGCAAAUCAAACGUACUGGCAUUUCUUUUAUUGCUUAGUGUUGUUUGGUGUUGCAUGAAAAGUGUUGCCCGGUUGUAUGCCAUAUUCAUAGUGAGGCCAGCUAGUUAUUCGCAAGAGGUAUACGUGCAUAACUAACUUCCCUUCAGCAACAAAUAAACUACUCUUCCUUCCAGACAACUCUUUUCAUGUAAUGCCCAACAGCAACAAGAUGGUAAGAAAGUAAGUUUCUGUGUUAAAGCAUAGUGAUAUAAACAGAAAAUAUCAAAAGUUUUCAUUGUGCUGCAAAUAUAUUAAAAAUAAAAACUCUGACAAGAGUAAAUUUUUAAUAAAAGUGGUUGUUUAUUUAUUGG
Messenger RNA from Pelobates cultripes (western spadefoot toad), 52834 nucleotides. The record is from the annotation of a GenBank genome assembly. Lineage: Eukaryota; Metazoa; Chordata; Amphibia; Anura; Pelobatidae.